UGCAUUUGUUCUGAGCUUGUAUUUUACUAAAGUGCUUUGGUUGCUGAUGAACGUAUUUCUGAGAGCGCGCAGAGUGCAUUCCUCUCGCGAAUAAUCACAGCUGGCAACCUCCGAUCUAGUGCUAAGAGUCAUGCCUUCUAAACAGAUAAGACCUCAGUAUCGCUUAUUUUACAAAACAAGUGCUAGAUGGCGGGUUUCGAAUUUUAGGGAUGAAGAAUCACGCUCUUCACUCUUUCUCAGUCUUUGUCCCCAAGAAGAAAGGAGAAGCGGUGGGCGGAGUUUGCAGGUGGGGCAAGGCGCGCUGCCUGCGCUUUUCCCCUCCCACAAGAAUUUUUAGGACAGGCCAAUCGGGAAACGAAGAACCGGAAUUCUAUUCACCUCUGCCCAAUAAUAAGUCUGGCGGUGGGCGUGGCCUCGGUCCCUUGAUAGGGGGGCGUGCUAUAUAGAGCCCUGAGGGUGUGGCCAGGGGAGCGUGCGCCCGCUUCUGUACGCCAAGGAGGGGCGUGGUUUCCUUCGGCGAGAGGGCGUGUCCUGCAGUUGGGGGUGGGUGGGGGGAGGCAGGCCGGGCGCGCGCGAGGCGGAGCCCGGCGGGUUGGGUCGGGGCUGUCGCGAGCCAAACGGGCAGAGUCUGGCGAGCUGCGCUGCGCUGCGGCUCGGCCCGCGGAAAGGUUUCGUUGAUUGGUUGCGGCGCGCUCGUGCCGGCGGUUGCUAGGCUCCUGUGCGCCGCCCCUCCCCCAGGUACGUGUCGCGGCGCCGUCGCGCUUGCUCGGUCGCCUCCUCUGUCGGUCACUGUGCCGGCGGCGAGUCCCGGGAGGGAGCGGCCUCCUCGCUGGGGCUUCUCAGGGGCUGGCGGGCGGGCGGGCGGGGGACGAGCGGGAGCGCGCCGCGGUAGGUGAGCCCUGGCGCCAGGGAAGCUUCGUGGGGGCGACGGCGGCGGCAGCGGCAGCCAGCACCGGCGCGGGGCCCUCGCAGGCCCGGGAUUCGGGGAGCCCCCGAGGCCUCUCCAAGGAGCUCUGGCUCCAGCUGGAUCUCCUGGCGGAAUUCAAACACUCACCUCUCCUCCGCUGAUCCCUCCGCGCUCGCUCGCUCUCCCUGCGCCCCGAAUCUCCUCCACUCUCGGGCUUCCUCCUCCCCACGAGGAGCAUCUCACCUUGGGCCUGGGCCACGGUCUUCCCUUCCCGGAGGGGCGUCUGAUGGUAAGGCAGGUGGGGGGGGCGCAGAUCGGGCACCCACCAGAAUGCAGGUGGACGUGCGAUACUGGCUGAGCAGGUGCAAUUGGCGCUGGGAGCACUGCUCUGCUCUCCUCGUGUGUGUGUGUGUGUGUGUGUUGAGCAUUGAGGUGCGCCGCAGGCAGGGUCGGCGAUACUGGGUUGCGAUUGAAGGGUCUCUGGAUUGCUAGGCGGUAGGAACGAGUGGCCUUGGGGUACCAUGAUGUUUUGUUGAGACUGGGAAACUGGGCCAUCUAUAACGGGUAGGGAAAUCUUUGAGGUCCUGCUAGAAGAUUGCUGCCGUGCCUUUGCCAUUUUGGGAGUGUUGCAGGCCCCCUUUCAUUAAAAAAACUGCAGUUGCCUGCCAUGUUGAGGAAUGAGUUCUCUGUUAGUUUGUGUUGGACGAGCAAGCUGCUGUAAGGCCUAGGCUAAGUGUUCUGUUUCAGGAGCUCCCUUUUUAUAAUACUGUCAUGCUGAAUCUCAGAAAGAUCUAGCUAUAUGGUUCAACAUUAUAUCUGCAAUCUAAUGUAGCAAUGCUAAUUUCUAAGGCCCUCAAUCUGCACCCACAGUUCCCUGAUUGAGAAGAAAGUGGUAGCUGAUAGAAUUACUUGAUGCUAACUAUAGUAGUAAUAGCAAUGCCACUCAAUGCUUCAGAUCUGUGUUCCACAUACAAUCUCUGUAAUCCUUGUAAGGUUGCUACCUAAUUCUGUGCUGUUAUUGUGGGCUGGACUAUUUGGCCAAUAUCUACAGCUGGAAGUGCUAGAAACUUUAUAACUGCUAAGUAGGAGCCAUUGCUUCUCUGUAGGUACAUGUUUAUAUGCUGGGACUGCUUUAGAGUCUGUAUCCUGGAGAGCUAGGCCUGCAGGAAUCAUUGACACUGAACAUGUUAAGUGCAAGUUUGUUUUUUAAAAAAUCAAUUUAUUCACCAGAGGUACUAUUGACUUGUAAAGCGAUGCCUUGGAACCAUUAUUCUUGUUGUAGGUAAUGCGGUCAUGAUACCAGUAAUUGCUGGCUGUUCCACCACAUGCAGAAUGAGCACUGCAUUCCAAAAGCUUAAUCCAGUACAGGCAUCUAGUACAACUUAUAAAAAAGCUCAGUAUAUUUAGAAGCAACGUGUAAGGGCGUGUUAAAACAGCAGCUUUCCUGGUCUGGUGUUGUAGUGCACAUUUGGAAAUGCAAUAGUGAGGCUAGAAAAGGCAGUAUAGUAUACAGUACAUCACUCAGUACAUUUCCCAGUAAUUUUUGCUGGCUGUGUCCAUGGUUAGGGGACCAGUGUGCACUGAAGUACCCUCUGUGUAAUCACUGCAGGGAUUGGAUGUGCUGAAUUGUAUAUUUGAUCCUCUAAAUAGGGCACACCCACUUGAUGUUAAGAUGUUUAAUGGAUUGGAGUCCUGGGGAAAUAACUGAUUUAAAUUUCACUGAAAACACUUUAGAAAACUAAGCUACUGUACAUGUAGUUCUUUCUAAAAUGCUUCUUCAGGUAGCUUGAUCAACUAUUCUAAAGCAAAUUCACUGAAGAUGAGGUAGGGAGGUUCCUUAGAAGAGAUAGCUGUGCCAUUCAUCUAGCAAAAAAAAAAAUGUUGGUAGUAUGCAUAUUUGCUAGCAAAAUAAUUUUUGUCCUGUAUGACUUGAGAAAGUAGUAUGACCAAAAUGAAGCUUGUUUUUACCCUAACGAAACUUCAGAUUUUUUUGAGAAUGUGGAAAUUGCUCCAUCUUUAACAUGCUUUGUGUUUUUACAUGCGAUGCAUUAGAUCUAUAAAACUAGGUAUUAGCCCUUUGAGAGAGAGCAGCAUGACUUUCUGCUGUUGUGCUCUUUCCCACUAAUAUUUCACAGUGGAAAGUUACAUUGUAAACAACUUCCAUAUCAACUUAUAUGUCACUUGCUGAUUAUCAGAUAGAUAAAGUCCUGUACCAUGUUUCUAAGAUAUUUGGGUCCUUGAAUACAUUUCUGAUAACUAAGUAUUUGAUACAAGAACAGAUAUGGAUGCUUGACACUCUCUGGACCAACUAGAAAUUUAUUAUUAGCUGGUAAACUGAAGAUAUGCUAGGACAUGUGAUGUUUCCUGAAGGGAGCCUUUAAAGUGAAGUAUAUAUUCAGUGCUAUUAAAAAAUAGUAAGAAGCAGUUCUAUAAAAGCUCAAUUCUAAAUGACAACUUCCAUAGGGGGAAGCCUCAGCAGUCUGUUGCAGUAAAACUGAUAGUGUUGUGGCACCUUAAAGAGUAAUGGAUUUAUUAGGACAUAAGCUUCCAUGGUUGUUAAUCUUUUUGCAAUCAGAAUGGGUGCCUUCUAGUUUGUCACUGCUGGCUGAAAAGUAAUGACUUUCCUACCCUUGUGUCCUACAGACUGGAGGAGGAUAAGCAUUUAGGGGAAGUUUAAUGUGUGGAAGUGGGUUCCUCUCUUCUGAAGAAAAGUGGCCCCUGUAUAGUAUCAAACCGGGGGGGGGGGAACCUUCUGACAAAAAUGCCCAUUAUCUACACACCACUUUAUGCUAAUUUGCUAAUUGUUAAACUGUGUGGAGGUACAGUACUGUGCUGCAAACAUGCAAUGAUUAAUUAAUUAGUUUGGACUCCUAGGCUCCUUUAUUUAUCCACUAACAGUAAAGGCUUUCUGUUGCAACUCUGCACAAUCUUCUGUUCUGAGUGUAUGUCUUGCAGUUGGAUUCCACUGGAGGUGGGCAAUUCUUUGCUGUCUCUGCUUAGUUUUCAGUAGAGCAUUCAGUUACUCCCCAGUUCAGAGAUGCAGCUGAAUUACCUGCCUUGAGAGAGGAGGUGCUUGUUGCAUCCACUCAGGAUGCAUAGCCUAAAUAUUAAUUCAGAAGCAAAGUCGGGUAAUGCCAUUUCACAAGGCAUAAGGCAUCUCAAAUUCUAAUUCUGAAAAAUGCAUCCUUCCCUACCCAUCUUGAAGUUUGUGCUACUUUGCUACUGUGCUACUUCAGACUGAUGGCAAUCAGCAUAGCUCCUGUGACCACUGCAAAUGAGUUUUUUGAGUUUGUAUGCCUAUUUUCUGCGAAACAUUGAAUGAAAACAACUGAAGUGUGUUGAGAACAUGGUUCUGAAACUCUAGAUCAUUUUGGAGUAAUGAAAUUUGAAACAGGACAGCACUUAUAGGGGACUUUCCUGGCUGUUAUUUAUGCUGGGAUGUUAGCUUUGGACCCAUUCACAUACACCUAGAUGUUUCCAUUUGAUCUGUUUUCCAUUUUUCUUACAUGUGCUUCCUGCAGUUGUCCUUUUGUCUAAACAGUGUGCUGGAACCUCUGGCACCAGUGUGAAGAACCAGGAAUGCAUUCUUGAUGCUAAAUAUUUUGGCUUUGUUUCAGUAAACGUGGGAGAGAAGCCUUAGCUUCCACAAGUCUCCUCCUUAUUAAAUGCAGAUUGAUUGACACAUACUUGAGUUCAGUAGUUUAAACCUCAAUACAUGUGAGGUCCUACUUUUUCACUUUUCCCAUGACCUCCUAGAAGUCAUGUGAAGAGGGAGGUUCUGGUAUGUUUUGAGUAUCAUUGUUAGUUCUCUGCAAGCACCCAUUAUAAUUACUGGGAUUACUAAAUGCAGUUCAGUAUUUCACUCUCUGACAAGCUGUUGAUCAUACGACUUUAUCUCAAGUAGGGGCUUUUAUUUUCCAAAGUAAUGCGUGAGAUAAAAAAUAUUUGUAUUAUUAUUAUUAUUAUUAUUAUUAUUAUUAUUUGUACCCCGCCCAUCUGGCUGGGCUUCCCCAGCUACUCUGGGCGGCUUCCAACAAAGAUUAAAAAUACAUUAAAAUGUCACACAUUAGAAAUUUCCUUGAACAGGGCUGCCUUCAGAUGUCUUCUAAAUGUCAGGUAGUUGUUUAUCUCUUUGACAUCUGAUGGGAGGGCGUUCCACAGGGCGGGCGCCACUACCGAAAAGGCCCUUUGCCUGGUUCCCUGUAGCUUUGCUUCUCGCAGUGAGGGAACCGCCAGAAGGCCCUCGGUGCUUGACCUCAGUGUAUAACUGCUACAAUAUCAAAAUAUGGUAGAAUUACUGAAAUACUUCAGUGUAAAAACAGAAUUUUUGAAUGUUGAGGAUUUUUGUUUUAUUGGUACAUGGGUGUCCUGGACUGUAUAACCCUUAUUAAUCCUUAAUAUAAUAAAAUAAAAUGUUGCAUCUUUGAGGAGAGUGUCAGAAAAAAGAGAUCAAAUAGUGGUUAGACAACGGUGUCAAGAUUCAAAGUUCCAGGAUACACUAAUCCAUUGGUUGUCAACCAGUGUGCUGGGGCACCCUGGGGAGACUUGAGGAAUGUUCAAAGGAGCCCUGAAUGUUCUUUCAUUAACUUGCAGCCCAAAUCUUCCUGCAAUACUUCUCUCUCUUUCUCUCUGAGGAACAUUCAGGGCACCCAGCCGGGGCAGAACAGGGUGGGGCAGGGGCGGAAUGGGAGAAUCCCCACUUACACAUGUCCUGUAAUGGAACCCCAGUGUAAAUGGCUCUCACAGCGGAGCGACAGAAAAAACGUGGUUGGUCAAGGGAGCCACGGACUUGAAGGUUGAAAACCACUGCUAACAAAUUAAAAAUUAGCAAGUCUCUAGUUGAUGGCUUACACCUGCUACCCAAUAGUUUUUAAAUAACUUGAAUAUAAAACUAGAUCUUUUAAAUAUAAGGAAUUUGCUGUAGAAAUCUACCAUCUCACCAGAAGAUGAGACAGUUACAUAGGGUGGGGGUGUUUUGUUAAACUCUGUAAUUAACCUAAUAAUAAUAAGUUGGUGGAAAGUAUUACUAAAGCUUGAAUUGUUAAAACAUACAGAAGAACAAGCAUCAAUGAGAACUAAUAAAUGUGGCUUCUAUAAAGUAAUAAAUGUGGCUUCUUGCCUCCCAUAAAAUUUGUGAGUUCUUAAAUGUCAACAAGACAUGCUCCAUGUCUUUUCUGGUUGCUCAAAGCAGUUUACCACCAGUAAUUAAAGAUACUAAUAAGGACAAAAUCCAGUUACGUAGUAAACUAAAUCUACAGGAAGGCCUCUACCAAAAACCAUCCUAAAGAAAUAGGUCUUGCUUUCCUCAUAAAAAUAAAGCAAAGAGGUAGAUGUUCUAACCUAUAGCUGCUAGGACACAGUUUGGGAAUGGUCUGUGCAUCUGAGUUGUUGCAGUUGUAACUUGCCACAAAGACACUACAAAUAACAAAGCCUGUUUACUGACCUCACCUCAGCAGACUAGUAUACUUUGAGGUAUGUGAGUCUAGGCUAUGCACGGCUUUAAAGCAGGGGUAGGAAGCCUUUCUUGGCCCAAGGGCUGCAUUCCUUUGCGGAGUGAUCUGGCCACUGCAUACCACUAGUUAGUGUGGGGACAGAGGCAAAGGUGGCUAGGGCAGUAGAUGCCACUAUUGCCUUUGUACAAUAGAAUAUAUUUUAGCCAUGCAUAAGCCAGAGAAUUCUACACACAGAAACAAACACAUACAUAUUCUAUAGCUCUCCAUCCAGGCAAGGAAAAGGCAUUACCAUAAUUUAAGGGAUACUGUUCAGCAAGGCAAGGGAUUACCAUAAUUUAAGGGAUACUGUUCAUCCCAGGCCUGACAUUCCUAAUUCCUGCUUUAAAGGUUAACACAAGUACCUUGAAUUGGACCUGGAAGCAAAUUGUUAACUAGUGCAACGGAUGCAGAACAGGUUGAAUAUGGUUGUGCUUUUCAGCAUCUGUCAGGGCUGGCUGGUGCAUUAGUGUACAGAGUGACAAGGUGUUAUUAAUUAGUCAGAAUUUUGUGUAAAUUAUUACUUGCAGCUUUUCAUUACAGUUUAGUAAUGGAAUAUCAUAACAAAAGUAUGUGAAACCGGUAAUUUUAAUUGUAGGUAGUUCUGAUCGGAUGCACCUAAAUGAAUAAUCAGGUAAGGUUUUCUAUCUCAUAUAUCAUUCAAUAUAUUCUGUGAUGUUAAAAUACUCCCAAAUUUUUACUUAGAAACUCCAACAGAUUUCGUUUUUGGGGAGGGGAUUCCUGCUAUGGCUUUCAGAGUAGUUAUAUAUUCCUCAUGUCACUUAAGGCAUUGCUGCUUAUGCUACUUAAUUUGCAGUCACAAGGGUCAGGUCACUAUGAGACAUUUAGGAGCUAGCAAAAAACUAGAUAGCCCUGUAUAGAACUGGAAUUCACAAAUAUUUAGAACAAUUCAUUUGUUUGGGUGAAGGAUUUUUGCUGCUCUCACUAUAAUAUAUGCAUACAGGGUGGAAUCAGAGAUGUAAAGUUUCUGGAAAUUUUAAAGCAAUGGCAAAAAAAGAAGAUGGGGUAGGGGAGGGGACGGAAGAAAAUUUUGGGGAGGAUACCAACAUACAGUUUCUGUGGAAACCCAACUAGAUGGGUGGGGUAUAAAAAAUAAAAUUAUUAUUAUAUGCAAUACUUGUUUAAAGCACCUUUUUACAAAUCAAAAUUCACUUGUUACUGGACAUGCGCCCUCCUCUUCUUUCAUUUAAAAGUGAAUGUGGAUCUUUAGUUUUGUGCUAAAAGAGGAUGGGCCCAGUAUAGGCCAGGCCUCUUGUUGCUUAUACCGUAUCCUUUCGUUUGAGUUUUCCUACCUGUUCAGUUCCGUGCAUGGAAAAGGAAUUAUGUCUAAGACAUGUCCCCUCCUCCUUUCUAGGUUCCUGUAUUCUGUCUCUUGGUCACACUAGAGAACAUUUGGUAGAAACUCACAUACUUACAUACUGAAUUGCUUACUCUUAAUAUUGGUUGUUCCACAGUAGUAUCUUAAAUAUAGGUUAGCGUGCCAAUUUGGAAAGCUCUGCUAGAAAGCUGAAGCUUCUGGAAUUCCAAUAGAUUUCUGGAGAAGUACUACAAGGGUUUACUCCAUAGAUUUUGAUGAAAGGACUAUAGCCAGAAUAUGCAACACUUAUUAUUCAAAGGGCUUAGAAUUUUAGUUUUUAUUGAGAGAUCGUCUGUAGCUGGAGCUCCCCUCAGUAGUUCAGGAACUUCUAAAGGUCCAAGUAAAUGUUGGCCUAGCUAGUAUCCAGGCUAAGCCAACAGCACUCCCUACCCCCAAAGAUAAUUUAAGGUUCUGUAUUUGACCUUUUAAGGCCUGGAACCACUUAGGGGACAUCUUCUCUCUUAUAUGCCUUCCCCCUUUCUGUGAAUUAAAAAUCAACUAACGAUGUCCCUGUCAGGGAAAAAGGCAAGGUGUAAAUAAAUAUAUAGAGAAUGACCAUCUGCCAUGGAUACUUCAGUUGAGAUUCCUGCAUUGCAGGGGGUUGGACUAGACCCUCAGUGUCUUUUCCAGCUCUACAGUUCUAUGACUCUGUAUGUGCCACUGACGUCAUUCGUUGGUAGCUUUUACUGUGAUAGGUAUCUGCGCAAUUGAACUUCCAAGGGAGAUCAGCCAGGUCUAUUUUACUGAAGUUUGACAGAAGAAAAUUUAUCUUUGUUAUGUAUUUGGUUUCUGAACAUGAGACUGUGCUGGUUUCUCUAGGCCAUUUUAAUUGUUUUCCGGGAGUUUGUUUUAUUAACUUUAAAUGUGUUAUGUUCCUAUUACAUUUAUCGUAAGCUGCUUUGGGGACAUUGAAGUAGAAAAUCAGUUUAUGUUGAAAUCAUUUUAUUUGAAUGCAUAAUCCCUGCAACCUACAUUGAAAAUUCAGAACUUCACUCAUUGAGCGGAAGAAUUGUUGCAUGGAAAAAACAGAAGUGAGGCAUGCCAAUAGGUCAAAACCAAUUUUCAAAUGCAUAUAAGUCAGUUCCCAGUAAACUGGUUGUCUUUCUACGUGCAGAACAUGUACCUAUUCAGCCCCUUAGUUUCUGUCAUCAGGGUAGAACCUGCCUGAAAAAGAACAAAUUCUCACCUUUGUACCAUGUAUUUGUGUGGAUACAUUUAGCUGAGAGGUUGUCCUUACAAUUGUGGGGGAUGUCCCCAAUGUCAUACAUGUCUGUUGAAAUAAUGCCAUCAGAACUAUGCAGUGAAGAUUCACAGAGGAUAUCCCAAGUUUGAGUGUCUUAUAAGACAUAAUCCUAUGCACAUAUUGAACUCAAUAGGAUUUAGAGCUCCAUCUGGACUAUAUCAGUGUCUCCUAGGCUAUUGUAAACUUCCAUAUGCAUACUGUUUCCCUCUGUAACACUCAGCUAGAAGAGAGUUUGCUGUGCCAGACUCUUAAGCUCCUGCAGUACGGAGGGAUGAGACUUGGGAACCUGCCACGGAAGAAGUAGAAUGGAUAGAACUUCUACUUCUGUGCAUGCAGCAUAAUAUAUCUGAAUGGUCUUCGUGUUAGCAAUUUCCCACUGGACUUAAAAUGAAACUUUUGGUUUGGUCUUGGCUUCUUGUUGCUGGUGCUGUAACAGCCGUGUACAGUAUGACAUGAGAUUUUACAGCGUCAAAAAAGUUCGAUUGUUCCUGCCCAGGAACUAUCAUUUUAUUCUUAUUCACAAUUCCAGUUAGUUUUCUGAUUGGGGGGCCUUGUUUAGUCAUUUAGUUCAGGAGAUACUUCAAGUAGGCAUCCUAAAAUAGGACAGAGUCAAAGCUGGUUAAUCCUUUCCCAGUCUCUAGAGUUCUGCUGCAGACAACUGAGCUCUUUUUCCUCCCUUGGCUUAAAUUUUCAUAUCUUAGAAAUAGAGAAGUUUUAUAGAUCAAUAAAAUUUUCUGCAGAGAAGACUUUUUAAAACUAAGCUAUAGGACGUAUAUCUGCUUCCAAUGCACUUGUACUUGGAAUGGAAUGUCAUGUGACAUGUUGCAGUGAGAUAAGCUUGGAUUCAUGUUGGAUGUCUCGCGUGCUGCUGUCUUUACUGCUGGCUCUGUAUGUUUCUUUCAUGAUAUUUAAUAGUUUCUUUUAAUAGUAGCUAAAUGUCUGAGUCAAAGUUACUAGUUCCCGAGAGCAGAUUUUAAAACUUUUUAAAAAAACAAAGAGAUGAUAUAAUUGUUUCUGAUGCCUUGAAGGACUGUUUAGGACAGGUCAAAGUGGAGGAAACAGUUAAAGAGGCUUGCGGUGGUCAUGGACUUGUCCAUCAUUUAAUUUGAUUGUGAGAAACAGAAUCGUUCCAACCAUCAGAAUAAGGAAGUUGCAAAUGUGGUUCUCAUGAAUCUACCUGUCCUGUUAAGGAUUAGCACAUUGCAUCCAGUCACACUACUCCAGGGGUCAGCAACCUUUUUCAGCCGUGAGCCAGUCCACCGUCCCUCAGACCAUGUGGUGGGCCAGACUAUAUUUUCCGGGGGGGGGGUUAACGAAUUCCUAUGCCCCACAAAUAACCCAGAGAUGCAUUUUAAAUAAAAGGACACAUUCUACUCAUGUAAAAACACGCUGAUUCCCAGACUGUCCGCAGGCUGGAUUGUGAAGGCGAUUGGGUCUGAUCCGGCCCAUGGGCCUUAGGUUGCCUACCCCUGCACUACUCAGCCUAGCUGUCCUCUAAGAAACUUGUCUGGGGUACCUCAAAUUGAAUUAUUGGGUGCCUUUUUAUCAAGUUAGUACUAAAUCUUGUCCUGUUCAGGAAUUAUUAAUCUGUAACUGUGUGAGAGACACAGGAUUUUUUAGCGUUCUGCCCCAACCUUGCUAUUUUUAGUGGCAAGACCUCAUGCCACACUUGAAUACACUUAUAAGUCUCCCUGCAGUUGGCAGCCCUAAUCACACAGGGCUCCUGCUGGCGGGAAGGCUUGUAAGUGUGUUCAAGCAAACAUGCGUGCAAGGUCCUUUCAUACCCUGCUGCUGUACAUGGAAAAAUUGGGGGAUGGAGCAGGCAGGGUGUGCAUGCUUGCAAGCCCCACAUUUCACACAGUUACAGGUUAGUUAUUCCUGAGUAGGUUUUUGCUUGUGCUAGUAGUUUGCUUAAAUUUUGCGCUCAUAACAACAAUAUUUUUGUGCUUUCUUAUUAUGCAUCUUUACAGAAAUUGAUCAGGCCUAAUGAAUUUCUUUACAUUUUCUCCUUAACACUUGGACACAUAAUUGCAAUUGUAUGUAGUAUCCUUUUAAAGGCACUCCUCAUUGCAAAAUUCUGAGGUGGUCAGAACUGCUUGGCUUCUACUGGGGAACAGAUUAGAUUAUUUUUUAAGUUAUUGGGCUUUGUUCCCAAAGCCUCUUACUUCCACCUCCUGUAAUUUUAGGCCCUAUUAUCAAUACUUGCUACAUGUAAAUUCUGAAUUUGAUGUUCUCAAAAUGAAUGUAGUUUUUAUUGGAGUUUGUUACUUCAAACUGUAUGGAGAAGUGCAUGUUUUAAUCAUCCUCCUAUGAUGGAGCUUCCUGGUUUUGGUAAGCUAGUAUGUCGGGGGGGGUGGAGAGACAUGCUUAGUUUUCUCCUUAACUUGUUUUUAUGCGAGGAAGCAUUCAGAUGAGUUUCAUGUGCUCUGGACCUGUACCCUUUUAGAAUAUUAAAAAUAAAAUUAAAAUUCAAUAUUUUAAAAUUAAAAACAAUAUUGUUUGUGCAAAACAACUUUGGGUGGGUGCUCCCCCUUAGAAACCUCAACAAGGUACGGCACCUCUUUUUCUAGAAAAAAGCCCUGAAUGCAAUGAGAUAAAAAGGAAGAACUUCAGAGAAAUUAAAAUAGAACUUAAACAAGCUUAUUAAAUUUGUGUUGAUUCCCUUGUCCUUUUUCACUGUCUCCUGGAUGAAACUUGAGCUUGAUUAGGGUAUAUGUUGUUUUGGACAUGGAGUUUCAUCAUGCAGGCUCAAAUCUUAGUUCAAUCAUGAAAGACUUCACAAAGUACCGUAUUUUUUGCUCUAUAAGACUCACUUUUUCUCUCCUAAAAGGUAAAGGGAAAUGUGCGUCUUAUGGAGCGAAUGCAGGCUGCACAGCUAUCACAGAAGCCAGAACAGCAAGAGGGAUUGCUGCUUUCACUGUGCAACGAUCCCUCUUGCUGUUCUGGCUUCUGAGAUUCAGAAUAUUUUUUUCUUGUUUUCCUCCGCCAAAAACUAGGUGCGUCUUGUGAUCUGGUGUGUCUUAUAGAGCGAAAAAUACGGUAGUUCUUUAAAUAAUGGUUCUUAGGUCUUAUUACCCUCCUCCAUUGGUGGCUUGGCUCUUUGCGGCUGAUCCCACACUCAUUAGGAGAUUCGAAUGCAUAAUAGCAAUUUUAAAUUGUUGUGGCUGAUACCUAGAUGUAGAGAAGCCACAAUGGUCAAUAAAUACUUUCUCCUUUGGGGCACCUUGCCCUAACUGAGGUGAUGAAAACUUGGGGAGAGGGUGAGGAUCAGAUCAAAGUGUUUACAAUCAGGCUAAUGUCUUGUGGCUUUGAAGCAAUGUGAAGACUGAACUGAUUUGCAAAGUACAUUCAUAGGCAAACAAUUAUUCCAUUUACAGUCUUCCCCCAGCCCUCCACCCCUUUCCACCCACUCACUGGAAAGGAAUUAGCCUUAUUACCGUGACUUUGAAAGUUACUCUGCUGCUAGACUGAAACUUUCUUGAAGACCUGCUGGGAGAUUCUGAAGGGCUUAACAAAAACUAUCCAUUGUUAGACCCCUCUAGUACUUAAGCAAUCACUGAAUCUACUGAGGAUCAAAUUCAUAUUUUUCAAGAAUAUUCAUCUGAGAUUUUUUAUUUUCUCCAAAAUUAGAAAUUGAAGAUGAGAAGAAAGUACUCAGUUCCAAUAACCUUUAACUUUGUUACCUUGAUGACUUGGAUAGUAUUUAUUGCCACUUAAUUAUCAUCUUUAUGAUAUGGCAUUCAUUCUGCAAGUUAUAAUCUGAAUAACCUUUUGAAUGUAAUUUAGUCUUUAAAAGUUUUUUUUAAUGGUUUUAGCAGGGAUUGCCAAGCAAUAUUUCUUCCAUAGCUUAGCCAUAACAAACAAAAUGGUCUUGAUAGACCAAUUGUUUUCCAAUUAUUUUGUUUUUUGUGUCACUUCCAAUCCCUUAGUUGCCACAGGGUUGAAUGAACAAACAUCAGUUAUCUAUUUUCCUAAUCUUCCAAGCAAACAUUUUGUGCAAUACCAAUUUUCUUCAUUCAUGUAAAUGGAUCAGUUGACCUUUCAGUUCUGGCCUAAUCUCUGCCAAUUUGGAAAAGGCAGCUUUGGUUAGAUUACUGAAAAUGCAUUUAUAUCAGGUUUGUAAUUGCUCCACCAGAUUACCCGGAAUCACCAGGCAAGAAAGCUUUUGAAUAUUGGAAGCAGGUAGCUGACUAUUUUAGUCUAUAGAUAUGCCAGAAAUGGUAUACUGUGGACAGGCAGACUAGUAAACAUUUUUUGUGGGCCAAUAACUAGGGAACAUGUCUGCAAGGUUUAUUUAUAGAAUACUAAACUAUGGCAGUUCUGAUGGUGGUAUUAGUAGCAGUAGUAGUUUUAUUGUUACUUUUAUAAAAUCAGUACUCUUGAUGGUUUACAGCAGACAAGUUCUGCCGCAAGGAGCUUACAAUCUGAAAAUGCUUUUUUGAGUCUCUGGCAGCUGAGGUUUCAGGUUCAGUUGUAUGGUUACUUGAUACAGCUGCCAACUUGAGGCACAGCUGCGUAUUUUUAUUUGGAGAUUAGACAAAAUCUAGUCCUCAUCACCCUCUUUUGCAGGAUGUUCAAGGUGUGUUUGUUUCCUCCCAGGCUUGCGGCUGCUGGGGAUGGUUGCUGGACUGACCCAUUUUGCAUGGGUGACUGGCUUGGUUUGGUGGUAAUGUCCUGGGAGUGGAAGAUAAACUUUCUCCCAGGAGCACUUCUGUUUGCCAUAGCACUGAAUCAGAAACUCAGGCAGCUGUAGGAUGGACAUAGCAGUAUUUUGGCACACUAAUACAGAAGCAUGUCCUAAGUAGCAAGUUAAGAGAAUAGACUUUUUCUGUUAUGCAUAGUAAUAGCUAUGGUGGCUUCUCCACUGAAGCUCUUUGCUGAAAGUCCUUCCUAACUUUCCAAUAUACUAUAAAUUUCUGUUCUUAUUUUUGUCCUGACAGAACUUUUUUUUGUUUGUUUGUUCUUCUGAUUUCCUGUCAGCCUGUCAUAUGAGUUAACUGUGGUUUUGAACUAGCUGGGCAGCAGUUGCCAAAACUACCAGACCCUAAGCAGAUGAUAAAAUCCCCUUGUUAUUGUGGUGUAUUUGCCCUGCUCUUGACCGAAAACAUGUUCCCAGGAAGAAUGUAGGGGCUACAACACAAGUUUGAACAAAGAAAUAGGGCAAGCAGAUAUUGAGGGCGCUGUUAUCAACCACUGUCCAUUAUCUAGUUAAAUCAUUAGGUAUUACACACACUUCUUGACAGGCAUGCAUUCCUGACAUAAGGACUAAUUUGGCCUCUGAGUUCUUCCUGAGUAAUAAAACAUGUCAAUGUGUCUUCAAAACAUGAUUUUUCUUCUUGAAAAUACAUCUGGUGAAUUGUGAAAAGAGACCAGGUCAGAACAAAAUGAGACGAGUGAUUCUUGAAAUGAGAGUGUUGCUUUACAGCUCAUUAUGCUUCAAACAGUAUAGCCCCAGCACAAUGGGAUCCCCGAGCAAAGGCGUACAGCUCAUUAUUCUCUCAAACCAAAAUCUUUGAGUAUUAGUCCGUAUACAUUCUUAUUGUGCAAUCUCUGGGGCAUCUGGAAACUAAUUUUGAUGGCUAGUCACACUAUGUACUCAUGAUAAUGCUACAUUCACAGGUAGCCACAAAUUUCUGUCUGACUUUGGUUUCCAACCAUGUUUUGCUGCUGGCCGGCUGUGAAGACUAAUCCUGCCAUAAAAUUACAGCCAUACAAUACACAUUUUAAAAACAGUAUCUGUUUCAUAAAAACGAAGUGAAAUAUAUAGUAAUUCAGGUUUUAUCUUAAUUAACGAACACAUGACAUUCUUUACUUUUUCCUUUCCAAUUUUUGGUCUUUCCCUCCAUAGUAAAUAACAUGGGUUACAUCCCAAACUACAUGAGUGUAAGUCUACAUGAGAAGAGGACUUUUUCCUCUGUUCUUCCCAUUACUGCCAAUGCUUUGCUUUUGUCAGUUUCCUUCUUCCUCUCUGCAGCUGCCCUCUGCAUAUCCCAGCACUUUCCUUGGAGUAACAGCAGCUUGUACUGUGGACAAGGGUCUGGUAAAGCUCAGCUGAAUGAGCAGAUUUUCAUUUGUGUAACUUGGGUAUAACCCAUACAUUUUUUUAAAGCACAAUUUUUUUUUAAAAAAGGUUACCUUUUUUGGUGCAAACCCUCAGAAGUAGGAGGGUCAGAGUUUUGCCCAGUAGAGGCUUAUUCUGAUGAACUGUCCAAUAAAUUAUUACAAAAGUUAGUAAGGAAUGUCAGGUAAGAGUCAUGUGGCAUGAGUGUUUAUUAGCUAGAGUCAGUCUCAAGGACAGUUUUUCAAGCUAGAGCACUGAAACAGGAUUUGGAAAACUAUAUGUGGUCUUUAUUUUCUAUUCAGGAUUCAUUAGGAAACAGGCUUUUGUCAUUUUGAGUUCUCAGUGGCCCCAACAGGGUGGUGUGAACUCAGAAGCUUUGCUUGUUAUUUUGUGGCACUUUGGUCCUAAUAAAAUUAUUGCCUGACACCAGAUUUUGAAAUUUACAGAUUUCCCCCAACUGUGAUCUCUUGAUAUUUCGCAUGUUUGUAGGAUUGCAAUCCUGUGCAUACUUAACAUGGGAGUGAGCAUCAUCAAACUCUGUACAGUGGUACCUUGGGUUAAGAACUUAAUUCAUUCUGGAGGUCCAUUCUUAACCUGAAACUGUUCUUAACCUGAGGUACCACUUUAGCUAAUGGGGCCUCCCGCUGCAGCGCACCGCACUGCCACCAUGUGAUUUCUGUUCUCAUCCUGAAGCAAAGUUCUUAACCCGAGGUACUAUUUCUGGGUUAGCAGAGUCUGUAACCUGAAGCGUCCGUAACCUGAAGCGUCCGUAACCCAAAGUACCACUGUAACUCAGAAGUAAGCAUGCAUAGGAUCAAGCUGUGAAACACAUUUGAGCAUUUGCUUAACCCAAGGAACUUCUGCCAGGUGUAAAACAAACUUUGUAUUUGUAAUAACUUUUUAAGACAAUGCAACAUACAAGAGAAGAACCAUCCCUCCUUUUCUGCGCAAAGUUAUUUGUAAAAGAAACUAGUUGAUUUCUUUUUGAUGAACUGAGCUCUUUCUAGAAGUUCAGGGGCUCGCCAGACUAGUGAAGUUAUGAAAAUCUGGUGUGAGGAACCCAUCAUAACAGUAAGGUUGGAAUAGUUCUUAGCUGCCUAUGUUAAUCUGAAUGUGUAAAGGUCUCGGAACUCUUGAUUUGAGGUUUUCUUGUCUCCCAGGGUAAGCAUGGGGUGUAUGGGAUAUCUUCUGGAGAAGAAAAUAAUGAGUAAACACAUAUCUGGAAUGGAGUCCCUGAGACGGUUGGAUGGCGCCUUGUACGUCUCAACAACUCCUGCAGCCCAAGCUAUUGCUAAACAUAUUGCUUUCCAUUCCUUGUGAGGUCAAGAAGAGGGUCUUGUUGUCAGGACAAUCCAGAACCUCCAUACACACCACACAGUUUUGUUUCCCGGGGUGGGGUCACUUGGGUGUUGCUAACUUAGCAGUUUGACUUCACCCCCAGAGGUGUACUCCAUUGUCUCUUGAGACAGACAGAUGCCAACCAACCAAGUGCAAGCUAGGACUCAGAGCCUAAGUUAGAAUGAGAAACAAGCUUGAAACCCCUGAAAAGAUUGUGUUCGAUGAGCUGCUUUAUAUUUCUACUAUUUAAUUCAGGGAAUGCUUUAAAUUUCACUUGCUAUUUGAAAGUGGAUAAUAGAAAGUCUUACAAAACCACAUUUUCAGAUGCUUCCAUUUCAGAAGAAAUUCACAAGGUGAACAGUACAAUAAAGCUCUUAUAAGUAUAGCUAGUUGAUUUUCAAAUGAACCUUAAGGCAUAAUAAGUGAUCGUUCUGGUUUAAAUUGAGACUAUAAACUCAUUCAUAAAGUUGCACCACAAGACUUCCAUCCAUUGCUGUGCUUUAAAUGUACAGUUUUUUUGAGUUUAUAAGUUGUGACCUAAUUCUUUGCAUAUGAGAAGAAGGGACGCAGGUGGCACUGUCGUCUAAACCACAUGUGUUUUUACGAGCAACUGUCUAUUAUUUUAUUAUUAUUGAGCUGCAGGUUGAGGUGGGGGGUGUUAAUCCAUUAAUGGGAUACUGGGACCCCAACUCCUGCUAGGUAUUUGAAAAAGAAUAAGUCUCAAAGAUAAAAUGGGGCAAAAGUGUGUUUGCAUUAAGUACAGGAACUUUUUGGUCUUUGCAAACUAAUCUCUGGGCUUUUAUUCUCAAAUUAGUAUUUCAGAAACGUUUCUGUUAGUGUUUAUGGGGAAGGGCUUUUAACUUGAAAUCUCAUGAUUUGGAUUAAAAUAAUACAAGCUCCCCCCCCCCCGCAUCUUAACUAGCCACAGUUAUCACCUUAGCUGUCAAAGGAUGGUAUUAUUGUACUUUGAGGGCAUCCCCAUCAGUGCAGUUCAGUACUCAAAUAACUGAUGGUACCCUUGUCCUUAGAGGGACGCGGGUGGCACUGUGGAGAGGGACGCGGGUUAAACCACAGAGCCUAGGGCUUGCUGAUCAGAAGGUCGGCGGAUCGAAUCCCCGUGACGGGGUGAGCUCCCGUUGCUCGGUUCCUGCUCCUGCCAACCUAGCAGUUCGAAAGCACGUCAGAGUGCAAGUAGAUAAAUAGGUACUGCUCCAGCGGGAAGGUAAAUGGCAUUUCUGUGGGCUGCUUCGCCAGAAGCGGCUUAGUCAUGCUGGCCACAUGACCCGGAAGCUUUACGCCGGCUCCCUAGGCCAAUAAAGCGAGAUGAGCGCCACAACCACAGAGUCGGCCACGACUGGACCUAAUGGUCAGGGGUCCCUUUACCUUUACCCUUGUCCUUUAUAACACUAGUCUUCAGUUUACUGGUCUACAACUAAGUCACAGGGGAGAAGCAGUUGGCCAGAAGGCAGUUGUCUUCAACUUUUUGAGACCCACCUUCACCCUUAAUAAGCAACCCGCUUAACUUUCUGUAUAUAUCCAAACUCUGGUCAAUUACUUAUUCAGACUUUCUUUUUUUAAAAUGAGAAAACUUUAAUAAAAGUGUUUGCAUCAUUUGUUAGUCUUUAAAAGUAUUAGUGCCUUUACUGCAUGUAAACAAUUAUAAAUAUACAGUUCUGAAAGUGGAGCUUAAGUUGUUGUACGCUAAAGUAUCAGAGUGCACCAUAGCUUGCCAACUGGAAUAAAUAGAAUAGAAACAAUAUUGUCACGCAGAAAAGGAAGAUUCUGUUUGGAUUUAGAAUGGAGUGGCCUGGAUCCAAAGAUUCUUGCAGCUAGUUCAGCGUGCUGCUAAAGAGGCAUUGGGCUUUUUUCUUGAAAAAGACCAACUCCUUGCUUCAUGGGAAACUUCUUUUGAAUCCGUGUUCUGAGGGGAAUUUUAAAAGCAGUGUUUGGUAUGGCUUGGGGGCAGAGGUUCUGCCAUUCAAAGGAAGAAAAGUUAAAUCCUACUGGGCAUGUCCAAGCCUUUGGGUUCACUUUAAAGUAGCUCUUAAGAUCUUGACCUGUUCAGAGUUGUCAUGCAAAAACAGAAGAAACUUGUAUUUUUAAAGAGCUCAGAAGAUAAGCAUCACUAUAAGGAACAGCAAUACAUUUGGAUAUUAAUUUAAAUUAACAAGACUCCUAAUGACUGGGGAGGCACUUUUGCUCUGAGCAUGACUUGCUUCUGUGUAAAAGGCAUCAGAUCUGGUUGCAGUUUAUCCAAAAAUUUACUCUUUCUCUACUAGUAGCUAUUUAUUUUUAUGCAUUUAUAUCCCAUUUUAUCCCAGUAAAUUAGAUUCAUGAAAUCUAGCAAAACUCAUUUAUUCCUCUAAUCAGUUAGCAGCCCAGUUCAGAUAAAACAAUCUCAGUCCAAUAAAGCAGAGGCUAUUGAACAAAGAAUGAGUGUUGUAUCUAUAAUACUCCCUCUGCUCUCAAAUGCUUGUAGGGUUUCUUUAAUGUACAGUUUCCCAGUUUUCCACACAAUCUGAAAGACUGUGUCUCAAGCUUUGUUUGUAAGUUAGGAUUGCAAGCUACUGUUUGUUCCCAUUUUGUGAGCAACAAUUAUAGUCACUUUCCUGGUUUGGAAGUAAUGGGAAACAAGAAAUAAACCCCCAAAGUAUAGAAUUAGGGCACAUAAGCAGAGACGAGACAGCACACGGAUGCAAACACUCCUCUUCAGUCCAAUUUAAGCCAUGAUUUGUCAAACAAUAUCAUUAUGUUCCGAAAGAUCCAUAGCUGAUUUCAAACAAUAUUAUUUUAAGACACUGCUUUAAAACAUUUCAUUAUCCUAAAAGUGAAACUACUUCAUAGAGCUUUCCAGUUGCUGUAUCUUUCCAUGAUCUAAGGUAGUGGUGAUAAGAAUAGGAAGUCAUAUUCUCAAUUUUUCCAUUUUUCCAUUUGCUUUUACAUCUCUACAGUUCAAUUAUUAUAUCCAUAUUCUAAUCUCUUGUUUCUUUUCUUUAAACUGAAGAUUUAUUAGAAUUACCUUGUGAUAGACUUCAUUAGAAAAUGCACGGCGAUUGAUCUAGUUAAGCCUCAAUGUGAGCAUUCUUUUUAACACCCCCCCAUAAAUCUGGGUUUUAUGUGUUUGUAUUUUCUGUACUUUAUCUGUAUUCUAUUAGACAAGAGGAUUGUAGGAGAAGUCAUGAAGAAUACUAUUGUAAAAUGCUGUGUUUCAACCACUGAACCAGUUCUGGGCUUUGGUACAAAACUGCCAGAGGCCUUUUUUGGGUGGGGUGGAAGGUUGAGCAGCAGAUGAUUCUUCAUCUGAUGACUUAAAUACAUAAGUUGUUUUUCUAGCUACAUCCAGGGAAUGUUGUAGUUCCAUAUGGAUAAUAUUAGAAAUCUGAGGUGUAUUUUGUGCACACAGGGCUUUGAGGCCAAGCAGACCUGACCAGCACCUUGUGUAAAUGGUAGGGCUGGGCAAUAACUGGUUUUCAAUAUCGUGAUAUAUCAUUAUAUACCAAUAUAUCAUGAUAUCUGAAAUAAAGAAGGAACAACGUAAAUGUGAACAGGACAAUGUCCUGGCAGCUGCUACUACUUAAGUGUCUAAAACUGAUAAAUGAUGAUAUUAUCAAUCACCUCAUGGUCACUUUCAGCAGCAGGCAAGCCAAAAUGCAUCCCAACAGGACUUUUGAUUUUGGGCUUGGCUACCAAAUGGUGGUAUUCUGGAGAAUCCAAAGUACGGUGAUGAGUCAUAGUGCAUACAAAUAAUCUGGUACUGCCAGCAGGCCUGUUAGACGGCAGCAGCAGCAGCAGCCAUGGCAUAAUAAUCUGCAGCCUGCGAGGCUUCGCAGUCUGCUGCCGCUGCCAGCACUCCCUCUCACUGCUGUUGUGAGGCCUUGCAGGCCACUGCUGUUACUGUACUACCACCACUUUCCGUAGCCAACACAAGGCCUUGCAGGUUGUCGCCACUACUGACAACAUGUACCACGGUCAUGGCAAGGUGUUUCUGCAACUUCUGCCUGCUAGCAGUUUGGCAGUCCCAGAUUAUUUGUAUUCACUAUGACUCAUUGCCAAUGUUGAACACCAGAUAUUGCCAAGACCUUACUCACAUUGUGAUUCACGAUAUAUUGCCAGCUCAGAUAUUAUGAAACAGUUAUCACGAUGUGAACUUCAAACCAGUCCUAUAUAUCGCCCAGCCCUAGUGAAUGGAGUGUGCUUUUUAGAAGCCCAAGAGAAGUGUGAAAAGGGUUCCCUGAAAGUAAGAAGUUUGAAACUACAGUCAUACCUCAUGUUACAUUUGCUUCAGGUUGCACAUUUUCAGGUUGCAUCCCGCGGCGACCCGGAAGUACCGCAAAGGGUUACUUCCGGGUUUCGCCACUUGCACAUGCGCAGAUGUACAAAAUGAUGACAUGCACAGAAGCUGCGACGCGCAGACGCAGGUUGUGUUCUUUUCAGGUUGCGAACGAGCCUCCGGAACGGAUCCUGUUCACAACCAGAGGUACCACUGUACAGCUGUAAGGGAAUAUAUUGCAGUCAAUUCAAAGUGGUGCAAAUCUCCUUAUUUACGGUGCAAAUGUAUGUGUAGGGCCAGAAUAUAUUAUUUCUGAACCCCUUCUUCUAGGUUAGAUUCCACAGGAUUCUGUGCAGCAUCUAAAUCUGAGUCUGUGGCUCUCCAGAUGGUGAUGGAAUUCAGCUCCUAUCAUGCUAUUGGUCAUGUUAGCUGGGGCUGAUGAAAAGGGGGAACCUGGAUGCUGACCUUUAUGAGAGAAACCUUGGCUCUGUGGUGUAGACUGGCAUUUAUCCAGCAAAGGAUACAGUGAAAACAUCAUAACGGGCAUUUGAUGAAGAUCCUAUUCCAGAAUUAGUGCUGAUGGUGCAGUCAUGCCAUAUGAAGUGGUGAUUGCUCACUUGAUACGAUAUGUAGAAAAGAGUUUAAAAUCUGUCAGGGAGACUGACUUAUCAAAAGAAAUACAAAUGUCACUAUAGACCCUUAUUUCUGAUUAAAUCAAUGUUUCUUUGAUUUCUGUGUUUUAAUAUCUGAAGCUGCAGUUCAGCAUAGGAAUGUCAGGAAUGUUUGAGUUGGGAAAGUUGGCUUAUGGUACUACCGUGUGAAAUUGGUGCACUUAGUGAGAAAACACAGCCAUGGUGGUCUGGAUGGUUGUUUCUGAAUCUCUUCAAACAUAAUUAUGUGAUUUAAGCUAUAUGGUAACCAUGUAGAAAGAAUGUUAUUUUUAUUGGAUGUUGUCAGGGGUUCAGGAGCAGAGGCACAGGAAAGGGAGGAAAUAGAGAGCGAGGGGGAGGAGUCCGAAGGAAAUGUUAGCGAUGACAGCGGUCCGAGGUCUCUGAGUCUUUCCAGCGAAUCGGAAGAUUCACAGAAAGGGGCUCCCUUGGUCAGAGCAAGGGGGUGCCGAGGGGGACACCCCAGGAAGAAGGGGCCAGAGGGGACUCAGAGAGCAGCAGUUGGAAAUCAGGACCAGCGUCCACACCAGAGUGCAGUAGGGGGGAGGAGUCCCAGGCAUCGGGAUCAGGCGGCGCACUGCCAGUGGGAGGACAUGAGUCAGGAUUGGCCACGCCUCCAUCGGGGAGCGAGGAAACGGUCGAGAGGAAGGUUGAAGGCUGGGCGCGCGCGCACAGUUCAAAUGUACAGGAGGGCGGCGCAGUUGGCAGCCCGGAUAGGGAGCCAGGUCCCAAAGCCCGCCGAAAAGAGGGGGAGGAGUCAGCGGGGUCAGCGUCAGAAGAAUCCAGGAAGGAAGGGACCCCGGGGGGUAGCAGGACCCAGAGGAGAAAGGAGAGACGUAAGAGGUGGAGUAAGGCUAGAAUCUUAAACUGGUGUACAGGGGCGGAGACUCAGAUGGAGCUUCGCCGAUCUAACCCCUAGACGUAGAGCUGGGGCGCUCCGGCUUGAAAAUGGAAACUGUACUUCAAUAAAGACUUUUGUACAUUACUGCCGGCUAGCGUUGGUCCUCUGUGAGCUGGGACCUGGAGCCAGCUCUGACAGUAAGCUCCAUCUCUAAAAGUUUUGCACCAAAGACCUCGUAACGUGAGUGGACGCAGCGAGGGAAGAAGAUUGGUGCUUCGCGAGCUCACAAAAGUCAGGCAAGAUGACUACAGAACAGCAACUAGCAGCCCUGCAAAAUGCAGUGACACAACUCAACGCGGAGGUACUCGCAUCCAGGAAAAGGGAAGAGGAAGCGGCUGCCGCCUGCAGGGAUCUCCAAGCCAGGUUGGAAGUGCUUGCUAAGCAGGGGCAACCGGGACCCAAAUCAGAGGGGAUUGGGCUGGGGAAAAGAGGAGGCAGCCUGGUAUCUCAUUUCGAUGGGAAUUUGCAGCAGUACCCUAACUUCCGAGCAGACGUGCUGUUUGCACUGGAACUGCUGGAUAAAGACUUUAGAGAUGAGCAAGAAAAGGUGGGGUUUAUCUUGUCCCAUUUGCAUGGGGAAGCUAAAGCGUGGCUGCGCAAUCUGUGGAGAGAUAAGGAUCCGGCGCUCCAAAAUGCGGAUGCAUUCAUUAAAGCGAUGGAUUCGUGUUUUUAUCAAAUAUAGACAUUGAUAUCGCCAGAAAAGACAUACAUGGGCUCAAACAAGGCAGAGCCAGUGUAAGGCAGUACCAUUCCCGCUUUUUUGCAUUAGUCCAUGCGCUGGGAUGGGAGAAGGAUUCUGCCCCAGCCAGAGACCUUUUUUUGGGAAGGCUUGAAUGCAAAUGUGAAAGAUGAGAUUGCAAGGGGGGAGAGACCAAAGAGCACUCAGGAGGUUGUCCGGCGGGCGCUGCAAAUUGGGGUGCGUCUGGAAGAACGUCCAUGGAACAGAGAAGAAGGACGUUGGGGACGUACGCCAGUGAGAGCACCUCCCCUCUUUCCCACGGAUGCAGCGCGUGUGCAAUCCCCACCUCCGCAAGGAGGGGAGAGCAACCGAUGGAGAUUGGAGGCGCCAGGGCUCAGUCAACAACCAGAGCCUUAACACCGGGAGCAGUCAAAGCGAAGCCUCCUAGAGGGAACAGGAAGUGCUACAUCUGCGACAGUGCUCAGCACAUGGCGAAAGAGUGUCCCCAGAGGCUCCACAAGCACACUGCAGCCUCAGCAACAGUAACAGAAGCAACUCAGCAGAGGGAGCCACAGCAGGGAAACGACAGAGUCUGGUUGGAGGAAGAGGCACUGGGGCCCAACCAGACACGUCAAUGAAGCCGUCCCCAGAGAUUUUGCAGCCCACAGACCCCCUCCCGCCCAAACCAGUGGUGCAGCUCACAGCAUCGCUCCAACUACCCAAUGGACUCACUAUGGAAGUGCCGAUUACCAUUGACUCUGGUAGUAACGCAGACUUCAUAGGACUGGAUUUCCUUCAAGAGCACAACAUAGCACUCCUGCCAGCCACGCUGCCUCUGAAAGUUGUCACGGUGGAUGGCAGGGAAUUGCUGGGGGCAGGUGGUGCAGCAAACUCCUCCGAUGGUGAUGCAAAUUGGGAAUCACCGAGAAGUCAUCAGCUUCAAUGUCACCCAACUGUCGGACACGCCUAUAGUAUUAGGCAUGAGUUGGCUGCACAGGCACAGCCCAGCAUUGGCGUGGUACCAGCGACAACUGACCUUCGGCUCCUCAUACUGUGCGGAACAUUGCAUUCUGCCUAGCCCGGAAGGGGAAGAGGAUGACCCGCAGCUACAAUUAGGCACGCUGCAAGCGGUGCCACUCAAGUACGCAGCGUUUUGGAGGUUUUCUGCGAGAAGGAAGCGGACAAGCUACCUCCCCACAGGUCUUAUGACUGCAAGAUUGACCUCCUGCCAGGGGCGACGCUGCCAACCGGGAAACUGUAUUCCAUGUCUGAAGACGAGCUGCAGGAACUCAGGGAGUUCAUAGACCUCAACUUGAAGCGCGGUUUCAUCCGGGAGUCGAAGGCAGUGGGGGGCAGUCCUGUAUUCUUUGUGAAGAAGAAGGACACGCCCCAAAAAGGCUUGUGGUGGACUAUAGAAUUUUGAACUCGAAAACCAAGCCCACAGCCUUUCCCAUGCCCAAGAUAGAUGACCUGCUCGCAACGGUGAGGAAAGGACGCGUUUUCACAAAGUUGGAUCUGCGAGGGCGUACAACCUGAUUCGCAUACGGGAGGGCGACGAAUGGAAGACUGCCAUGUUCACGCCCCUGGGCACCUAUGAAUACAGAGUUAUGCCCUUUGGAUUACAAAAUGGCUCCCACUGUUUUCAAGCCUUCAUGCAUCACGUAUUGGCGGGUCUCCUCUACAAGAAAUGCGUCUGCUUCCUGGACGACAUCCUGAUAUUUUCAGAAUCAGAGGAGACCCACGAGGGAGACGUCAAGGAAGUUCUGCAGAGACUGCAGGAGCACAGGCUGUACGCCAAGCUGGAGAAGUGCCAGUUCGACAUGAAGGAGGUAGAUUUCCUGGGCUACAAGUUGUCGGACAAGGGGCUCGCCAUGGACAGCGCCAAGGUUCGCUCAGUGUUGGACUGGAAGAGCCCGCGCAAUCGGAAGGAGGUCCAGCGGUUUGUCGGUUUCGCCAACUUUUACCGCAAGUUCAUCAAGGGGUUCGCGAUGCAGACGGCGGCCAUUACCGACACGCUCAGCUCCAAGAAGAAGAAGUUCAUCUGGACGGAGCAAGCGGAGCAGUCCUUUCAGAAACUCAAGCGUCUCUUCUCGUCCGAAGAGCAGCUACUGCAUGUGAAUCCCAGCAGACCGAUGAGGGUUGAAACGGACGCCUCAGACAGAGCCGUGGGAGCAGUACUGUUGCAGCAAGACCCGCAUGGGGACUGGAGACCGUGUGCCUUCUACUCCAGGAAGCUCAGCAAGUCAGAGCAGAACUACACCAUCUGGGACAGGGAGUUGCUGGCCAUUCAUGCAGCAUUCAAGGCGUGGCGGCACUUCCUCAUUGGAGCCAAACACACAGUGCAGGUCCGCACGGACCAUAAAAACCUGGAGUACUGGCGCACGGCAAGGUUCCUGAACCAGAGGCACAUACGAUGGGCGGAGUUCUUUGCGGAUUUCGACUUCAGGAUAGAGUACAUCCCAGGCGACAACAACAUCAUGGCGGAUGCACUGUCCAGAAAGCCGCAAUACCUCGAGGAGGCGGCACCAGCAGCGGCCAAGCACAUUUUCGCACCGAAAGCGUGGGCGUGCGCUUCAGCAACCGUGGACCUGGAUGCUGUACGUCGAGCACUGCAGGAGGACCCCUUCGCGCAAGCAAAGAUGGCAGAGGUGCAAAGGGGCACGGCGGAGGACGACGAGUUCCAGAUACGCGACGGAUUGCUCAUCCGCAGAGGGGCCCUCUACGUACCGGGAGACGACCUCCGCGCGAAAGUACUGCAGCAGUUGCACGACGCACCCACCGCCGGGCACUUUGGCAAAGAGAAGACGGUAGAAUUAGUAGCCAGAGAUUUUUGGUGGCCCAAGAUGCGGGGGAAGUCGCGGAUUACGUCUCGAGGUGCGACACCUGCCAAAGGGCCAAGUCAGUGCACAAACCGCCGGCGGGACUGCUCGAACCGCUGCAGACACCGCUCGAACCGUGGGAGAGGGUGGCCCUGGACUUUGUCACGGAUCUACCCAGCUCGAGGGGCAAGACGGCAGUGCUAGUGGUGGUGGACAUGUUCACCAAAAUGGCCCACUUCAUUCCGUGCGCGAAGGUGGCCACGGCGGAACAGACCGCCAAACUGUUCAUAGACCACGUGUUCAGAGUUCACGGUCUGCCACGGUCUAUCCUGUCCGACCGUGGGGCGACAGUUCAUCUCGAACUUCUGGCAGAAGCUGAUGGGUUUCCUGAACGUCAAGAUCAACCUAGCGUCGGCGAGACACCCGCAGACGAACGGACAAGCGGAGCGAGUCAACGCCAUCAUGCAGCAGUACCUGCGAUGCUACGCAAAUCAGCAGCCGGCAACAUGGGUGGACUACCUGCCGCUCGCUGAGUUCGCCUACAACAACACGAAGCACGUGUCCACGGGGGUGACACCGUUCUUCGCCAACAACGGGAGGCAUCCCAGAACCUUCCCGGGAUUAGCGAGAGCGGGGGGAGGGGGGAGCCACAGGCAGCGGAAGCCUUAGCAUCAGAGUUGCAGGAGGUUCACGAACAGCUUAGGAGGCAGUUAGAACUAGCAAAGCACGCAUACAAACUGCAGGCUGACAAGCACAGGAGGGUUGGGGAAGACAUACAGGUGGGAGACUGGGUUUGGUUAGCAGCCCAGGCAGUGCCGGCCAGAUCGUUAGCGAAGAAGAAGCUAGGGCAUAAGCAGCUAGGACCCUACCAAGUCGAGGCACAGGUCAAUCCAGUGGCUUUCCGGUUGACACUGCCGGAGGGAUCCAGAAUGCACCCAGUUUUCCAUAGAUCAGUGCUCACGCCCUACAAAGCACCUCAUAGAUUUCAGGAGCCAGGAACGGCACCAGACCCGUUCAGGGAAACGCCCACAAGGGGGUCGCCAAGGCGGGAACCCGUCAACGAAGUCACAGAGAUUUUAGACUCGAGAUGGGGGAGGAGGGAGUGGAAUACCUCCUCGCCAAGGAAGGUACCUCGGCUAGCGCCAACAGUUGGGUGCCAGAUUAUGCUCUGGAGGAAUCUUGGCUCAAGGACGAGUUCCAUGCACUUUUCCCACACAGGCCCAUGCCAGCCGAGUAUUUCGACGACUGGCUUUUCACACCCACAUUUUCAGCUAGCACAUUCCAGGGGUUCACCUCGGACGAGGAACCGGCACUAGAAGCACGUUCCCCGGAGGGAUCACCCCGGGGUCUGCCUCAGACCGUUCCUAUUGGUGGGACACUCAACCAGAGGAGCAGUGGCGCAGGAAGUGGUUGGGGGGUCCUUGGCAGGCAACGUCCCCGGAGGAGAGACGGACAUGGACGUGUUGGGGGAGGACCUUGGGUUCGAGCACGGCGGCAAAGAGAUGGAAGCAGAGGAAAUUGAGGUCGGCGAGAGCACGGAGGACGAGCCGGACUUAUCCGGCUGGAUGCACGCCACGGGGGACGAACUGUAUCCGGCACUCACCCCCACAACGACGGAGCACCCAGUACCCACACCUGAAGGAGGGGAGGGGGAAGGGGGGCUUCGAGGGGGAUGGAUGUCAGGGGUUCAGGAGCAGAGGCACAGGAAAGGGAGGAAAUAGAGAGCGAGGGGGAGGAGUCCGAAGGAAAUGUUAGCGAUGACAGCGGUCCGAGGUCUCUGAGUCUUUCCAGCGAAUCGGAAGAUUCACAGAAAGGGGCUCCCUUGGUCAGAGCAAGGGGGUGCCGAGGGGACACCCCAGGAAGAAGGGGCCAGAGGGGACUCAGAGAGCAGCAGUUGGAAAUCAGGACCAGCGUCCACACCAGAGUGCAGUAGGGGGGGAGGAGUCCCAGGCAUCGGGAUCAGGCGGCGCACUGCCAGUGGGAGGACAUGAGUCAGGAUUGGCCACGCCUCCAUCGGGGAGCGAGGAAACGGUCGAGAGGAAGGUUGAAGGCUGGGCGCGCGCGCCAGUUCAAAUGUACAGGAGGGCGGCGCAGUUGGCAGCCCGGAUAGGGAGCCAGGUCCCAAAGCCCGCCGAAAAGAGGGGGAGGAGUCAGCGGGGUCAGCGUCAGAAGAAUCCAGGAAGGAAGGGACCCCGGGGGGUAGCAGGACCCAGAGGAGAAAGGAGAGACGUAAGAGGUGGAGUAAGGCUAGAAUCUUAAACUGGUGUACAGGGGCGGAGACUCAGAUGGAGCUUCGCCGAUCUAACCCCUAGACGUAGAGCUGGGGCGCUCCGGCUUGAAAAUGGAAACUGUACUUCAAUAAAGACUUUUGUACAUUACUGCCGGCUAGCGUUGGUCCUCUGUGAGCUGGGACCUGGAGCCAGCUCUGACAGAUGUGUUUCAUUUAGUAGCUCAGGAAUUCCUUCUGGGGCAUAAAUCACUUAUAAUUUUAAUGGGGGUGUUAGUUUUGACCUCCUGACAUUCGCAAGGUGGGCAGUAUUGUUUCUUGAACUCCUUAGUGUAUGAGAAUUUUCUGUGCUUUGCUCAGUUGGUUUGCUGUUUUGCUCUUUGUGCCUGUAUAUAUGAGCAGUUCAUAGGCUGGAGGGAGAUUUUCUCUUGAUGUUUAGUUGUCUAAAAUAAGGUUAUAAUCUCAAAUUAGCACAGCAACUGACACUGCUUGGAACUUGGCCCAGAACAGAUACAUUUUAAAAGCCAGCUUUCUGACUUGCUAGCCAUUCUUCAGAUAGAUCUCGAGAUAAAUAUUCUAAAAUAGCUACUUUUUAAGCUCAGUAUUUAGAGACGCUCUGUGUAGUCAUUUCCUGCAAAGUUAUGUCUUGGGAAGGAAGGGAAAGCCAAACUAUUUUUACUGUCUCUCAGGCAGUUUGGCAUGGUUAUUUUAGAUUUCUGGAGUCAGUCUGGCCUCUCUCUGUGCCUUUUCUAUUCUCAUAUUCUGUUUCAAUAGAACAGGAGGUACUAAUAAUGCUCUGAGCAAGCUCUACGCUUACAUUGAUAUCUGUUAUAUAGACAGGCCUCAUCUCUAGAAUACAGUUAAUAGUUGCAAUAGGUUGUGGUUGGCCUGAAGAUGCUGUAGGUGUGCCCAGAGCUGUGGUCACACCUGUAUCUUGUGCAGGUGCUAUCCCUGGGGCAUUUGCAGGAAAAUACUGACCUUUUCGCUGGAGAUCCCUGUGCCAUGCUGCUGCUUCUGUUGAACAAGCAAGUUAUUUCCCCACACUUACCUUUCCCUUGUCCAGAUUUUCAUUCUCUGUCACAAUGUGCAAACUUUUGUGGAAACCCAAUCAUCAUUCAUAGAAUCAUUGAAUUGUAGAGUUGGAAGGGACCACGAGGGUCAUCUAGUCCAAACCCCUGCCAUGCAGGAAUAUGUUGCCCAAUGUGGGGCUUCAACCCAUGACCCUGAUAUUAAGAGUCUCAGGCUGUACUGACCGAGCUAUCCCAGGUAUUGAAGUAUUCAUGUUUAGAAAGUGCUGAGUGACUAAACCUGUAGUGCACCAGAAAUGGUGUUCUGAUGCCCCUCUUACUAUAAGAACAAGAACAAAAAGGAUUCAUGCGCAAAAUGCUUUGACUAGUUGCUUUUUCGAGUGCCAAGUAUGUUUCCUAAUUAGGGAAAGUAUGGUAUUAGAACUAGCACAUAAUGUGGGAAUGCAAAAUGAAAUUAAUCCAGAACUGAUAGUCAAAAUAUAGACUCAUUAGCUAGCUAAUCUGUUUAGUGAGCAGUUAAGAAUGUGUGUUUUCCUGUGGGAAUAUUUUCCGAGUGCUGGUGUAAUUGAGAGCUUAUCAGAAGGACAUUGUCUCAUAUGUAUUACGAAAACGGAGACCUCAUGGAGUCUGUAUGUGAAUAAAAUAGUUCCUUGUAGUUUGGGACAAACCUGCCUUCUGAGCUUGCUGGUGUAUUUGAACUUUCCAUUUUAGCUUGCAAAAUGCUUCUGUUCCCAGUUUUAUUAAAGUGAGCCGUCUGUUGUUUCCCUGGUUCUCAAGUGGAAACUAAAAACAAAACAGAAACCCCUUUAACAGUACAAUUUUUGAAUGGUAGUUUCCUGCUUUUCCACUGAAGCAUUAUUUAGGUCUCAAGAAGUAAGAAUGAAAAGUAUUGUUUAGGAUACUAAACAUCUUGCGUAGUUGUUUUUGUUUUUACUUAGGUGUUUCCAUAUAUAUCUGAUUUAGGUAAAGCUUUUAAAAAAACGAUUACUCAUUUGAAACUAGUCACAACACUUCUGACCCUAUAUUUUAUAGAAUCAUAGGUUUGGAAGAGAUAAAAAUACUAAGUCCAAACCUACGCUGCAAGGCAUGACCCGUUCUUCAAAGAUUGGCCUAUUCAGGUACAGGCCACAGUGUAGCAGAGACUUGGGUGUAUUUCAGAAAAGAAAGAAGGUUGUGUGUAUGUACAUGUAUUAUGGUGUGGCAUGUUAUUGCCACAUUAGUGAGAUAGUAGGCAAUCAUUUUACACUUAGAAGCUGCAAGUAAGGGGAGUAAGUGUGCCUUCUUAAAACUCUUUAUAUGCAUCUUUGUGGAAUAUGCAGUUUGGUAAACUUUUUAUGUUGGCAGUAGUUUCAGAGCUGCACUUCUAAGCACAAUUCACUAAAUUGGUGGACUUCACAGGACAACUACGGUGGUACCUCACAAGACGAAUGCCUCGCAAGACAAAAAACUCGCUAGACAAAAGGGUUUUUUAUUUUUUGAGCUGCUUCGCAAGAUGAUUUUCCCUGUGGGCUUGCUUCGCAAGACGGAAACGUCUUGCAAGUUUGUUUCCUUUUUCUUAACACCGUUAAUACAGUUGUGACUUGACUUCGAGGAGCAACUCAUAGAACGCGGUGUGGUAGCCUUUUUUGAGGUUUUUAAAGACUCUGGUGAUUUUUGAAGCUUUUCCAAAACUUUCCCGACACCGUGCUUCGCAAGACGACAAAACUCGCGGAAUGAAAUAAUUUCGUCUUGCGAGGCACCACUGUACAGUGAACUAAGUAUGAACGUUUAAAUAAAGUUCAUAUACUGGUACCUGUAAGAAUCGGCUGGUUCAACUAGUCUGGGCUGCAGCUGUUCCACCAUCUGUUCUGUCAGCUGCCUGGGCAGCUAAUGGGGUCACUUCCUCUAGAAAGGGACAAAGACCUUGUGCUCUUGUAGUGGUUACUGUAUUCUGCCGGUCAGAUGCAUUUGUUUUUUGGUAUGGCUGAACAGCAUGGACAGAGCCUCUCUGUAGCAGCUGAAACUUGUUUCUCUUUGGAAAAGGAUGUGUAAGGUAUACGUAGAGCAGGGAUGGGGAACAUGUAGCUCUCCAGAUGUUGUUAAACUCCAAACUACAAAAUGACCAAUUUUGGGGAAUGAUGGGAAUUGUAGUUCAACAUCAUUUUGAGAGCCACAGGAUUCCCAUACCUAAUGUGGAGGGAAGUCAUAAAAGUAAACUCAUUCUUGACAAGGACUUGGAAAGUGUGAUUGGACCUAUAUUCAGAAAUCCACAAAGAAAUAAGAAUAAACAUAUUCUGCCACCUCUCCAUCCUGAUGGAAACCAAUAAUUUUAACAAUAAAAGAGGUAGAUUUUAGAUUGACUGACCGAAGAAGCAGCUAAUGAAGUCUUCACAAACACAACUGCUCCCAACUCCAUCCUCUAUUUACUUAACCAUUUGUGUCAGGCACUUUCAAACUUUCAAAGUGGUUUGCGUGCAUUAUCUAUCUUAGAAUCCUUACAACAGCCUUGUACUAUCCCUCAUAUUACUGAUGGGAGAACUGAGACAAAGAACUGAGAUGCCAGUGAGUUCAUGACUGAGACAAGAGUCACACUGGGGCCUUCCCAGAUCCAUAGUUUAGUCUUGUGGCUGCUAUACUAUGCCAGCACUCCUCUACUACUACUAUCCACUGGCCUCUUUCAGGCCUUGGAGCAGCAUUUGUUUGUGUAAGAGCCUGUUUGUUUCCCACUUUUCUGCUGCCGUUUUUCCUCUGAUGGAGGGGAGGCUGCUUAUCAAUUGCCACAGCAGAAGUUUCUGGGGAAUGUGUGGAAUGUUGGCAACAGGUGGGGACAGGCAGAUGUGCUUAUCUGUCACAACAUAUUUCACUGAGAGUAGUUUUUUUAAAAAAAGUAAUAAUCUGUGACCUUAUUUGUGCAACAGAUUUCUAUAUCCGUUGUCACUUAACAGCCGAUACAGAACUGAAAGAUGUGCAUCUUCCUUGCUGUGGGAUUAACUGCAGAUUUCCUUUCUUCUUGAUUUGGCUUCAGAACGCAGCUAUUAAGUGUUGGUCACUGCUCUGGCUGUAAUCUGGUUUACAAGUGCUGUCGUGAAUACCACUGAUUUAAAGAAUACUGUACGAAAGUAAGGAGAUGGCAGGAUGUUCUUGAAACCUUGGCUUGACCUCUGUUCACUGGACCUAAUAAUUCACAUUUGGCUGGUCUCAUCAGUAUGUUUACUGAACAGCAAAUCACACAGCUGAUAGUGGAUGAAAGUAUGGGAAAUGUUUUAGGGAGUGGAGGAGGAGGAAGAAUGGAAUUCAGCUGUGAAGUAAAUUUUAGUGGGUUGAGAAAAGAGUAUAUUCUGUACUCUCAAAACACUUGCCCAGCUAUCACUUACAUUUUUUUUUGCAAGAUGCUGACAAAAGGUGGUUCACAGAUCAAGUGCUUUGAAAUAGACGUCUCUAAUAAAACUUGAUCAAAUUCAAAGGAAAUCUGCAGGAAUAGGUCUUUUGACAAAAGUUGACCAGAAGACCAUGGAGUAUUGCACAAAUCAUCCUUAAUUUUCCAGUUUUGGUUCCAGAUCAAAGGACUGCAUCUUUCAGCUUAUUAAUUUAAAGAACUUCCAUUUUCAGGGGCAGCAUAGCUCUGAAUAUCAGAUAAUGAGGGGCAAACAAAAUGGCCAUUACAACUGUGUCUAAGUUUGUCAGCUUCCAGAGGCAUCUGGGUUAAAACUGUUGUAAGCAGACUGCUGAUGGAGGUAAAUAUUGGUUUGCUCCAGCAAGACCAUUAGAAAUCACAUAUAUGUGCCAUCCAGCACCUUGUUCCUAGAACCACAACAACCUAGAUGGUGCUAUUCAGUUACCCUACUGCAAGUAGUGUUUUAUUCCGUAUUUAUUCCUGCCACACUUUUAAGAUAGAGUUGCAAGAUUGCCCAAAGAUUCCCAUUUAACUUCAUGACUGAGCAAGUAUUUAAGUCUUGGUCUCCCACGGUUGAAUACAAAUUCUGUCCUUUGCAAUCCAUAUUGCCCCAUUCUAAUCUGUUUGGGAAAGAAUAGUUCAAACAUCGAACCUUCUUGGUUUAAUGCAUUGCAUUCAGACAUCGGUUUGGUAUGGACUUCAUGUUUGAUCAUAUUAAAUACAAGACAUGAAUGUGAAUGAGCAGUAGUGAGCUGAUGCACAUUGCUUAGAAGCCCCCACUUUGCCUGCUGUGGCCAAGCUGGGGCAGAAACAAAUCAGGAGGUGGCUUUGAGUUACAUGUGAACCGGCACUCAUGUUUUUUCUUUCCAAACAAACCAUGAGUAGAAGCCGAUGUUGCUUAGCUUACCAGUUGAGCUUGUUUUAGGGAAACAACCCACCUGCUUUGGCUCACAGUACUGCAAAGCUAGCCUCUGGCUUGUUUUCUGUCCGGUGCAGCAACAGGAGGAGCACGGCGAAGCAGGGACUUUUGAGCAAUGUGCACCAGCACACUGCUUGUUCAAAACCAUAGUUUAUUUACAUCAAACUGUUUAAUAUGGUGUCUAAACCAGACUUCUUUUUCAGAUUGGGAUAGUUUGCAUGCUUCAGAUUCUCUAAUAUGCUGUAACUUCUAAAAUACCAAGGAAUUUGUAUCUCUUGGCAUUAUCUCCUUAUUGACAGGAUUAGUGAGGGUAUUCUCAAACAACUUGUGCUCUUCACUUAACCACAGUGAAGUUGACCAGAUCUCCUGAAGGAUCUCUCUGUGCUAAUUAACUUGUAACAUGGAGCUACCUGUAGGGGUUUAUAAACUGUACUGUUCUACAUCCAGAGGCUGGAAGUAGCUUAUCCUAUAAGCCUCUGUUUUGGAAAGAAUGUUUAAACUUUCCUGAGGCAUUGACUUCUAAAUCAGAAGCUACAAGUUGCAUAGUGGCAACAAACACUGAAUCACUGUUGUAAAGCAGAACAACGGCAUUUAAAUUUAUUUGGAUUUAUUAAUUGCCAUUUCUGCUAUUUUUCUAAUUGGGCUUAGAGCUAGCUCCAGUGUAGUAAGAUAUACUGUUCUGCCUAUGAUGAAUGUGAGGAGGAUUGAGAAUAAAGUAGAUUUUUUUAAGAAAACAAAACCCCAGUGCUCUCAUUUUCCAAUCUGUGGGAGGCUUUUUUCUUGUUGCUCCCUGAGCACCUGGAGUGUCACUACUAGUUUAUCCAAGCACUCUUAGACUAUGACUAUUUGCUUGCUUCUAUCACCCACACUGCAUAUUUUUGAAAAUAGCACCAGACAUAUUGUACCGCCUCGCCCAAACAAUUUAAAUAGAUUUGGCUGUAAGCAUAUUGCAUGGGCCAGUUGGAAAGGAAUGAGGUGACUUUUAUUUUUUGAGUAUUGCUAAAAAUUGAACAGCUCUUAAGAGUGCUUGGAAAAGGAAGUUUCAAGUUUAAGGAUUUCUGAGUUAUGCAAUUCAGUAUUGGAUGAAAUAAAGAAAAGCAGGAAGGAGAUAUUAAAAUAGCAUUUUGACAGACCAAAUAACGAUGGUCAGUAGGGAGGCAGUAAUGCCGUGAAGUCUGUGUGGUUUAUGUAGUGUGUUUGCGCUUGUACUUAAUGACCACAAGGUGAUGCUUUAGGUUAUUCACCCCCAAACUCAGCCCUCCAGCUGUUUUGGGACUACAACUCCCAUCAUCCGUAGCUAACAGGACCAGUGGUCAGAGCUGAUGGGAAUUGCAGUCCCCAAACAGCUGGAGGGCCGAGUUUGGGGAUGCCUGCUUUACGUAUUGUACGCUUGGGUAUCUGAAUGGGCCACACUUGGAAUACUUAGUUUAGUUCUGUUCACUUCAGUUACAAAGACGACUGCAAUAAGUGUGUGUGUGUGUGUGUGUGUGUGUGUGUGUGUGUGUGUCUUGAUGCCUACAACUGUAUCUUUAACUAAGCUCAUUAAGGAACAGGAAAUUUCAACAAUCUAAAAUAUCUGAAGUAUGUAAAGUGAUUGAGAACCUGAGGUACCAUAAACACUAUUGGCCAAGAGGCAGAGAUGGUAAAUCAACAAUAAUCACCAGCCUUGUUUUUCUUCUUCAUUCUAGGAUAGCUAAAAGCUAGGAAGACAUAGUAUGAAUCUGCAUGUAUUUAAAGCAGAAAGAUCUAGGCUUGUAGACCUAGUCUGGUCUUUUAGAUCUCUUCUAUCAGCUGCCUAUAACUAAUACAGCUGUAGAACAGGCAGAUUCACUGAGAUGCAGAGGUAACUUACUGCCUAUUUAGAUCUGGAGAUAAAGUAGCUAGUAAAUGUGUGAUUAAAACACUGGAGAAGGGGACAUUAUGGCUUUCAGGGAGAGGAAGGUGGGGAUAGAAAGGCAAACCAGGGCUACCAUCCUUCUGUAUAUCCUCUGUAGAGAUGUUUUGAAAGUGGCACUCACAAAGAUUUGGAUUGUUUUUUAAAAAUGUGAUUUUUACCAGAGCUUGCUGGGAUUUACCAGAGCUUGCCGAGUGGGCUUGAAGAGGUAUAAUGGCUGCACCCACCCUCUGUUGUACCUUCCUACUUGAAGGCCUUGUCAGACAAAGCCCACUUGUCUAGCUAAAGGGCUGUCCUCCAGAAGGCUCUGGGAACAGAAAUUCGUGGUAAGAAUUUCCUUUUGUUCUCUGGCCUUUUGGGGCCCAUGGGCACACUUUCAAACCAGGCACCCCAUACACACUCUGCCACCUGUUCUGUUGUUGGCUAUAAUAGAAUGCCUCUUCGAAGCCCGAUUUCAAUGUGGGGAGGGGUACCUGUGGACAACAAGGAUGCAUCACAUUGGUGUCCUCUGUUUCAUUAAAUUCCAAGCUUCUGUGGGAGAUUAGCAACCUUUCUAUUCCCCUCCACUUUUCCUUGACUUUCAACCUUUUGUCCCAGAUUUUGCAACAAGAUCAAAUAAUGUGCAUGAACUAUAAACAGAUAGCUUAAUUGCAACAGUUGCAUAGCAAAAAGGAGACUUGUUUUUAACAGCGAUGUGCCAAUCUUGCAAGAGGGUCUACCAGUGUAUUUUUAUUUUUAUUUAGUUUUCAUUGGGUGACUGAAAUGCCUGAGUGAGCUGUGCUAUUUACAGAGUAGGAUAUUAUCCUACAGUAUGUUCCAUAGGCUAUAUUCGCUCCUAGAGAGUUUCUGAGUGCAAUACAAAUUUAGCUUUGACCUCUAAAGCAAAGGCCUGUUACAUGUUGGAUAUGGUGUGGCAAAGUUUGUGUUCUGAUCAGCUGAAUUUAAUGUGUUUUAUGUAAGGUCUAGGAAUACACCUUCAAACAGACUAACAUGAUACUCCUCAGUGGUUUAUUUCCUCCCACCCCUUUGUCAUGUAUAGGUUGAGUAAUAUUAUCCAUGCUGCUUUGACCCUUUGGAAUAUGUUUGAGGUAACACAGAAAAAAUCACUUAUACAGUGGUACCUCGGUUUACAAACUUAAUCCAUUCCGGAAGUCCAUUCUUAAACUGAGGCACGCUUUCCCUAAUGAGGCCUCCCGCCAUCAGUGUUCUUCCGCUGUUCGGAUUCCGUUCUUAGACCGAGGUACAGUUCGCAACCCAGGACACUACUUCCGGUUUUGCGGAGUUCGUAAACUGAAUCGUUCGUAAACAGGACGGUUCUUAAACCGAGGUACCACUAUAUAUCACUAAACAGGGAUGUAAAAACCCCAAGUGAUUGGUCACCUGCACACCCGUUGCUUCACUAGCACAUACAUAGGUCUGUGCAGAUUUGGUGCUUCUAUUUCAUGCUUAGGAGCUGGAUAUACAAUUCUGUUGCUGUAAGAGGUUUUCAAACUUUUUGAGUCCACGGCUCCCUUGACCAACUACAAUCUUCCAGUGGGGCCCCUAUGGGGCUCAGGAGCCCAGUUAUGUCACCCCUGCAGACCUGGCAGCCUCUCACCCUUUUUUGAACACCUUUGUGGAGUGCUCCCUCUGCCUCCUCCCCUCUCCCCUCUCCUUGAGAGUCCUCUGAGCAGCCGCUUCUCCCACCCCUGGUCUCUGAGCUGCCCUCCCUGCCUCAGAGAAAGGUCCCUCCUUACACUGCCUCACAGAGGCCUGGGAAGAAGAUGCCUCCAGCCUUCGUGGCACAAUGGAGACUGGCCAAAGGUGAACAUGAGGCCGGCACCUUACCUUGGGAGGCAGCAGUGGGCGCUGCUGGGCAUUCCUGGUGGAAAAUCUCCCCUUCAGCACUGGGCACUCAGCUUCCAGGCAGGCAUUGCACAAGAAAGGACAGUGCAGUGCCUGCCUGCCUGCCACUAGUCUGUCCAUUCCCAACAGCAAGGGCUGGUGGACUAGCUGGCUGGGCUCCCUCAUCCACUUGCUUGCUUAACUCCAAGGCCACCUCAGCUCCUUGCAGCCAACACUCCCUGGCCAGCCCCAGAGGCACCAUUUUUAAAGAAACCCUACAAGCUUGUAGCCAGGGCUGCUUCAACAAACAGCCACACAAGCUUUUGGGAGGCAGAUAUAAGAGGGCAUCAGAGGAAGGGAGGGAAGGAAAGAGGCCAGGGUUGUGUGUGGCACCCUGACCAUCAUUCAAGACACCCCAGGGUGCCAUGGCACACUGGUUGAAAACCACUGCUGUAGGUUCUUGUCAAGGUUCAUGUACUUUUAGAUGUUGCAAGAGAAUGCAUUAUGCAAUAAUUGAUUACUGCAUUAUUUAUUUGCUUUGCAUAAAUGUAAGUUUGAAAGUUCAGAUUUUAUUUUUUAUUUUUAAACUGAUUUGGGGGGGUAUAAUCUGGAGCAGGGUAAGGAAAGUGUAUAUGAAUUAGAUCUGGGGGUUGAGAUGAUUUCUGUCAGGGUGGGACAGGAAGCUUGUGGGGGUCACAUAUCCUUGGACACAACCUGGAGCUGUGGGCUUGUGGUGUAUGAGGUGAGAGCAGAGCUUUUUCCAAAGCUCAGGUUCAUGAGAACAUAAUUUCAGUGAUCAGUAAAUGAGAAACUGACAUACCCUGCCGUUGAUUGUGACUGCCAUUUAUCAGUCUUUGGGUUUCACUGCUUCACUUCACAGUGGCAGAGGUGAGAAAAACGACCCUCUGAAUUAAUGUAAUGUUAAUAUUUAAUUCUGGGAAACACAGCAUGAUUGCACAGUAAAAUUUCUUAAUGCUAGCAUAUUUUAGUUGUUUAAAUUAAAAACCUUCUAUUUUGUUUUUAUUUGCCUAUAAAUUCCAUAAAUAAAUACAGAUCUACAUAUCCAGGUAUGUUGGCUUAUUUUCUUAUUUAAUGCCCCUAAACAAAAAAGGACAGGCACCUCCACCCCCCACCAAAAAAAGCCCAAUUUGUAACACCAGAACCUACAACCAGGUAAAAUAUGCCCCCUAAAUAUUUCCAAGUCACUUCUCCUCCCCCAAACUCACCAGACAGUGGCAGCAUUCCUUUUUCCCCCUCCUACACAGGCUGCAAAACAAAGCAUUGGCCUCCAGCUGCCCUGCCCUCCUUUUCCUAUGAAGACUUUCCCUGAGCCCAGAGGCAUUCUGGGGAAUGCAGAGGAAGAGGGCAGGGUGACUGCAGGUCUGCACUUCUCCUUUUAGCUAUCCCAGCCAUCACCCAAGGUAAAAGAAAAAAACACCCACCCACACCCACCAAACCCUCAAAUAUUAAAAAUCAGGAGGCACAUGACCUAAAUAUUGGCUCUGAAGACUAAAAUCUCUCAUCGCAUGAUGCAUUGCUCAUUCUUUUAUUAACACAAUAUACUUAAUAUGCUACUCAACAUGCACAAAUGCUUUCUGAAAUAAGUGGAACCUAGAAGCACUGGGAUCAGGGCUGCUGUGUGCUUAGCUUUAUUUAAACAGAAGUAGUUGAUGAAAUAGUGAUGUAUGGAAGUGAGAGCUGGACCAUAAAGAAGGCUGAUCGCCGAAGAAUUGAUGCUUUUGAAUUAUGGUGCUGAAGGAGAAUCUUGAGAGUCCCAUGGACUGCAAGAUGACCAAACCUCUCCAUUCUGAAGGAAAUCAGCCCUGAGUGCUCACUGGAAGGACAGAUCCUGAAGUUGAGGCUCCAAUACUUUGGCCACCUCAUGAGAAGAGAAGACUCCCUGGAAAAGACCCUGAUGUUGGGAAAGAUGGAAGGCAAAAGGAGAAGGGGACGACAGAGGACGAGAUGGUUGGACAGUGUUCUCGAAGCUACAAACAUGAGUCUGACCAAACUGCGGGAGGCAGUGGAAGACAGGAGUGCCUGGCGUGCUCUGGUCCAUGGGGUCACGAAGAGUCGGACACCAGUAAACGACUAAACAACAACAAAGUUGAUGAAAAUAAAAUCAUACAAAGCUUAUGCUGGUACAUGCUUUCACCAGGUACAUGGGACAGGUACAUGCUUCCCCCUUUCAGUUCUCUGCAGAGAAAGCCUCCUAUAAGAUGCAUAUUGCUGCACAGGACUGUAUAUAUUUGCUACACUUGUACCCCGGUUUUCCUCUAAAGGGCUCCAAGAAGAAUUUUAGCUUUUGCAGAUCUGUGAGGAACAUUAGACUGAGACUUCCCACGGCCACCCAGUGAGCUUCAUAGUUGAGCAAGUAUUCACACCUAGUUUUCUCAUAUCUAGGUCAAACACUGUAGCCAGUACAUCAUGCUGACUCUGACUAAACAGGAAGUAUCAGUGGCUAACAAAUUCAUGUACGGUUUGAAUUAGUUUCAGCAAAAAGUCGAGGAGGAUAGGACAAGACCUGUUCACAAACACCCAGUGUUCUGUUCCAGGUCUACAGCCCACAGUGUGUGCUUUGGUGGUAUGGUUGUACUGUACUGAUUUUCCAUUGUAACAUAGAAAUUUAAGUUUUAAAAAAAUGAAUAGCAAAUGAGCUUUAGCUGGAUUCUGCAUUGCACAGAUGCAUGCUUUCGCUUACAUGGAUGGAAAAUGCACCCAAGUUAGCUAAAUGCAAAAAAAUUGCAAUACACUUACCCAGUACGGGACUACUUAAUUUUACUUAGCCACGAAUGAUCACCAAUUAAGAAAAAGAAGACGGACUCCACAAAAUUGUGUUGAAAAUGUAGUGUGCCUGCUAAUUAAAAUUCCUCUUUUCUGUUCCCUUCCCUUCUCUACCUCAUACCCUCUUUUCUGUAUUUUAAUAUGGCCAAUCUUAAAGUAGUUUUGCGUAUGUUUUGAUUUGAUUUGUGUUUCAUGUCAUCUUUUUGUAAUGCAUGAAGGCUUACUCUGAGAAGGAGAGCAAAGUCCAAAACCACUUCUGUAGUCAGCAUUACUUGCAAAAUCACUUGCAAAGACUUUCCUGAAAACGACCAAGUCUCGUGAUGCCUUAAACACUGUCAAAGGUUAUCCUGGUAUAAGCUUUUGUAGAUGGCAGCCCACUGUUUCAGAUGCGUUUGUAUUUGCAACAGAGAUGCAUAUCUAUGGUUGGGGGGAGGGGAAUUAUAAACUUUAAGUUCAGGAGGAAAUAAAAUGCAGAAUGUGAUAAUUAUAUUCCGUUAACAUAGGCAUCCUGGCAUUGGUAAGCCAAUUGAAACAAGCAGUGUGAUAUCCCAAUUUGGUUCACAAGAAAGAAUUCAGCAAGAAGUUCGAUGCUAAUCCAACAGUUUCAUGUUGCAGUUUCCCUUUGGCAUUCUAUCAUGGCUAUCUUAUGAUCUGCUAAAGUGUGUGGUUGAAAUGUUCCCCCACUGAUACUGACAUUUCUUAUCUCAGAUUUGUGCCCUUUUUUGGGGGAAAGCAGCAAUCUCUAAUUAUUUGAUCAAAUUUUUAUACUUCCCUUAAUUAGAUCUCAGGACAGUUUACAAAACACAGAAAUGUUUAUUCAUAUUGGUGACAACACUUUUUAGAUAUGCAUAAUUUCGCAACACAGUAAUUCAGUUUUGCAUCAUUUCACUACACAGCAAUUCAGUUUUACUAGCAAACCAGAGUUUAAACUAACCCCUUUCUAGCCCCUGGAGGAGAGUGGGGAGCAUUCACAUGACACACCUACAUACUGCAGCCAAUACACUAACAUGUCACAACACACAGUUCAGUUCUAGGGGAAGGGAAUUCCACAGAUGGGUUGCUGUAAUCAAGAAGGUAUUUUCCUGUAUCAUCACAUUCACAUCAAGCUAUGCCCAGCAGUGCAACCAUGUGAAGGGCCUUCCUAGCAGAAUUUAAGGCUCAGGCCAGGACAUUUCUUCAAGUAUUUGGGACCUAAGUCAUGUAAGACUAUAUGUUAAUGUUGAACCUUGAAUUGGGCUCAGUAGCAUCCUGCCAGUCAGUGCCGUUUUCACAGGAGUGGUGUGUUACGAUUCUGAUUAAAUACACCACUCACCAAUCUGGUAGUCACAUUUUGCAAAAAAUGCAGUUUUCAGAUCUUCACAAGGUAGCCCUACCAAAGCUGGUGGUGUAGCUGGAGCUAGACAUAGGCAAUCCUUGCCACCAAUGCCAUCUGGAUCUCUAGUGACUGUGUUGAAUCAUGGAGAAGCCGAUUAACUAUAUACCUGCUUCUUCAGUGGGUUAUCUAGAGCAGGUCACCUCUCCAUGUAGAAGGGAAUUGUUGGCAGGUGGCUUGUAUUAUAUUAGAAGCUGUGAUGGGGAUGAUGUUAUUAGAUCUUCUAAUGUUGUGGAGUUGACAUGGGGACAGAGGCAGGGUUUGGAUCUGGAUGUGUGGCAGGGUCUAGUGGCUUGGUGUCUGUUUUAUGGCCAGUUGUUCAUAAGUAGCUGUUCUAGGUUAAGAGGGUGUCUGUAUACAAGUGUGGGCCUGCCAUCCAAAGCCUGUGAGAAGAAAGUGUGCUAUAGAUCAUGAUAUAUUUGAUUGGUUUUAACUGGGAGCUGAAAGGGACAAGUGGCAAUCUGUAGUUUUCUCUUCUAGAUAUGCACUAUAGUAGAAUAUUCCUGUGUACCAGUUUUGUUUAUCUCUUUUUCCAUUGUGUUGCAUGGGUGUUGGAUUCCAAGGAAUGUCUGGUGAAAAUUUGAAAGUCGCAAUUUUCUGUCUGAGUCUGUGAACAAAUGCAAUUGUAGGGCUUGGCUGUAGACAUGUGGAUUCUUUUGCGGUGUGUUCUGAGUGGAAGCUAGUAGCUUUCCUAUAUAAGCUGGUGAUUAGAUGUCCAUCAUGGCCUAUUCUACACUCUACACACACCUAUAGAUUCCUAUAGAUGCGUGUUACUUGCAGCAUGGCACUCUGUGGUUUCUCUUACAGUUGCAAUAGGAGUCUAAUGUAGCGCAACUUGGAAGAGCAGUGUGGCACUUGUUUCAUUACUCCUGCCCACUUGAGGUUAUUUUAAAACUUUUAUCUAUUUCUAAGAAAAGUUCCUGGUAAUGUCAUAUAUAGCAUAAUUGAGGUACUUAAAGAAAAUGUUGCUGGUCAGUGUGGCUUUGUUCAGCUUAUUCCCUUCGUACCACAGUGCUUUCCCUUCACAUAGCUGUGAGCAGAACCAAUUUAAAGCAGUAGUGCAGCUCAGUUGCAGGAUCUUCAGCGUAUUUGAAGAGUUCACUCCAUAUAACACAGAUUACCAAACAGAAGUCACUAGGUAGCAAAAACCAGAACAUUAAAAUUGGAAUUAAUGUACUUCAUGUGGUUAAAUCUAUUCACCUUGGAUUAAAUGCACCCUAAUGACAUAUUAGUAUCUCUCUUUUAGGAUACUAUAGUAGUUCUGAAUGCUUCAUGCAAAGCAGUGUACAAGACUUACUUGCUAAAAAUACUUUUCUUCACCUCUUUGAAAAGCAGUAGGGUUCAUAUAUUGGGACCACUUCCUUUCAUGCAUGCAGCGUACAUAAUCUUAUAAUCUUAUACCACAGAGGAGGAACAGUGGCGGGUAGUGUGAAGAGCUUUCAAAUAGUUAUAUUUAUUUUAACUUUCCUGAGACUAAGAAUAAAUGAACUGGAGGAGAGCCUCAAAACAUGUCACAAUAAAGAAAUGCCUUAAGUUUCAAGAGAUGAGGAAUUUUGAAGUAGCUAUACUAUGUACAACUCAAAUCCACUUCGCCAAUUUCAAAACAGCCCUUUGCUUAAGAUAAUGUCUAUGUAAAAAGGAAGGCGUAAGUACAAAACUAUGAGCAAUUAUGCAGCUUUACUUCCUUGCACAAUCUUUCUGUUAAACCAGAACUGUCUGAAGUACUGCGUGUUUUUCACUUCAGAACAUUCAUUAUCUUGUGUCCUUCCCUUUGGUCUACUUGAUUACAUACCUGAAAUGUGAUUAGCAAGACUAAUAUUUGCAUAGUAACCUUGGUCCUAAAGCAUCCCAGGGAGUCAGAGUAAAACUUCCAGUUUGCAGAACUUUGGUCCAAAGGUCUUGCAUAUUUUGGUGCUGUGGAGUAUCGAGGAAAGGAAUUUAGAUUAAGGAGGGAUUUGGGGUGAAAAGACUCUCCAAGGUUAGUUCUUAGCCUCUGGGAGAAAUGUGUUCCUGUUAAGAGAUGAAAUUGGUUCAAGAAAAUCUAUCUUUUCUGAGGAGCAUUGGCAUUACUGGCAGGGGGUGAAGGUUACAUGAAGGCCUUCCUGGGCUUUUCCCCCUUGUAUGCAUCUUUUUUUUAAAAAAAAUAUUUUUUAUUAAAGAUUUUAUUGGGUUAUAAAAAUACGUGCAUUGUCUCUAUUUGCAACCCUUAUAUGUAUCUUGAAAUGUUGGUAGUAAAUCUCAUAUGGGUAGAAAUGUAACAGCUUAGAGCAGUUUUUCUAGAAGGCUUUGAUAUGAUUUCUUCCUGCUGUGGGAUUGAUGACUUGUAUAAUAUGUAUUAUCUGGCCUUACAAAAUGGUAUAAGUUUUUACGUAAUUUUGGAAGCUGCUUUAUUAUCAUUAUUAUUUGUUCUGUUUAUAUCCCACCCUUUAUCAAAAGCUCCCAGGGUUGUGUACAGCAUUAAUAACACAUUUUAUGAACCAUUGAUAAUAAAAACAUAAUAAAAAGCAUAAUAACAAACUAAUCAUAAUAACAGUCAACUGACCUGACUCCCCCCACAAAAAAGCUUUAACAGGCUAUUCAGUGGCUAAAGGCCUGGCUAAAGAAGAAUGCUUUUGCCUGGUGCCUAAUGUAAUGAUGGUACCAGGUGAGCUUCUCUGGGGAGAGCAUUCCACAGUUGGGGGGGUCACUCUCUGAACCCAUCAAGGAGGAGGGACACAGAGAAUGGCAUCAGAUGACAAACACAGGGUCCAGGUCACUUUGUAUGAGAGGCGGUCCUUAAGGUAUUGAGGGGCUUUCAGGGCUUCCCUUAUUUGGUUUUGGAGGCCAAUGUUUUGUUCUGUUUGCUGUUUGCAGUUGUUGUAUGAAGAUUUAUGCAUUCUGUCACAAGUAGUUGCUGUUUGCAGUUGGUGUUUUUGUUCAUAAAGACUAAUGUUAUGUGCUCUAAUGUGGUUCUGGCCAACAGCAACAAAGCACUCCUGGAUCAUAUUUUUCCAAUUAAAGUAAGCACAUUUUGAUAAAUGGAGCCUGUAGGUGUUUGCUCCCAAAUCCAGGUGGGCAGCACAUUAUGUAAACACACGAGCUGGUGGAAAGGCAGUGCCUACAUUGCCAAGUGUUCGGUUUUUUUGUUUUUCAAAGAGCCAUGGAGCACUGAAGUGACCGGCUUUCUUUGAUGUUUGGACCUUGAAUAAAGGUACACUUUGUUUGUUUUAGAUUAUUUUCCUGUUCAUUUCAGAAACUUCCUCACAAUCUUUAGUACUGCAAUGUGUAAAGGACUAGGUGCCUGAUUUGCAAGGCAGCUUUGCUGAUCUUGUAGUAGUAAGUUCUUGUAGUAAGUAGUUCGUCCAAAGGAACCAUUAACACAUUCAGUAUUUGCUCCCUCCGAUAACAAACUCAUGUUGUGAGUGCUGUCAUAAAUGGCGUCAAAACAGAGCCACUCACAAAUAAGAGGCAGCUAUUGACAUACUCUGGGGAACCAUGAGGACCAGAAGGAGAGAAGAAUAGUAUGCCUUGCUUAAAUUCCUUUACAGCUAUAGUAUAUUGGAGAAGGGCCUGGCUGGCUGGUUUGGUAGGAAACCUGAACAGAGACACUCCUAGUAGGAGGUGUUUCAACUGGGCCUGGGUGAUGUAUAGCGGCUUCACCCAGCAGUAUAUCGCAAGUGAAACCGACACUGCUUCUGAGUCCCUCUGCUACCAAUGCCAAUUUCAACAUUGAGCCGCUGGUAGCAUAGAAUCAUAGAAUCAUAGAGUUGGAAGAGACCACAAGGGCCAUCGAGUCCAACCCCCUGCCAAGCAGGAAACACCAUCAGAGCACUCCUGACAUAUGGUUGUCAAGCCUCUGCUUAAAGACCUCCAAAGAAGGAGACUCCACCACACUCCUCGGCAGCAAAUUCCACUGUCGAACAGCUCUUACUGUCAGGAAGUUCUUCCUAAUGUUUAGGUGGAAUCUUCUUUCUUGUAGUUUGGAUCCAUUGCUCCGUGUCCGCUUCUCUGGAGCAGCAGAAAACAACCUUUCUCCCUCCUCUAUGUGACAUCCUUUUAUAUAUUUGAACAUGGCUAUCAUAUCACCCCUUAACCUCCUCUUCUCCAGGCUAAACAUGCCCAGCUCCCUUAGCCAUUCCUCAUAAGGCAUCGUUUCCAGGCCUUUGACCAUUUUGGUUGCCCUCCUCUGGACACGUUCCAGUUUGUCAGUGUCCUUCUUGAACUGUGGUGUCCAGAACUGGACACAGUACUCCAGGUGAGGUCUGUCCAGAGCAGAAUACAGUGGCACUAUUACUUCCCUUGAUCUAGAUGCUAUACUCCUAUUGAUGCAGCCCAGAAUUGCAUUGGCUUUUUUAGCUGCCGCGUCACACUGUUGGCUCAUGUCAAGUUUGUGGUCAACCAAGACUCCUAGAUCCUUUUCACAUGUACUGCUCUCAAGCCAGGUGUCACCCAUCUUGUAUUUGUGCCUCUCAUUUUUUUGCCCAAGUGCAAUACUUUACAUUUCUCUCUGUUAAAAUUCAUCUUGUUUGUUUUUGCCCAGUUCUCUAAUCUUUCAAGGUCGUUUUGAAGUGUGAUCCUGUCCUCUGGGGUGUUAGCCACCCCUCCCAGUUUGGUGUCAUCUGCAGAUUUGAUCAGGAUGCCCUUUGAAUCCAUCAUCCAAGUCGUUGAUAAAGAUGUUGAAUAAGACCGGGCCCAAGACAGAACCCUGUGGCACCCCACUAGUCACUCUUCUCCAGGAUGAAGAGGAACCAUUGAUGAGCACCCUUUGGGUUCGGUCAGUCAGCCAGUUACAAAUCCACUGAGUGGUAGCAUAGUCAAGACAGCAUUUUACCAGCUUCUUUACAAGAAUAUCAGGGGGCACCUUGUCAAAUGCCUUGCUGAAAUCAAGGUAGGCUGCAUCCACUGCGUUCCCUUCAUCUACCAGGCUUGUAAUUCUGUCAAAAAACGAGAUCAGAUUAGUCUGACAUGACUUAUUUUUCAGAAAUCCCUACCAGAGGGACUCAGGAACAGCAGUGGUUUCACCUGCGAUAUACUGCCGGGUGAAGCCCCUUAUACUGCAGAGAGAGGCGCAAGCUGUAUCACCGGGCACGAUACAGCUUGUUCCUCCCUCGACUUCUUUAAACUGCUUCUGCCCUAGCUCUCUCAGCUGUGGAGUGGGAGCCGUUUAAUGCUCAGCUGAGCCGUGCAAAGAAGUCUGAGGUCCCUCUGACUAGACAAAGUCAAAUCCAGUUAUAUUCUAUAAGUAUAUUUUUUCACUGCUCUAACCCAGUAGUCUUCAAAAGAACUCAGUGGCAUAAGCGUAGUUCCCAGAUUCUCCAUCCAGGUAGUUUUUAAGACUGGGCCUGCUCAUUUCAAUGUACAUAAUGACUUAUUUGUUUCCAAGAUAGAUGCAUCAAAUGGCAUAGGUGUGGGGAAAAGGCCCCUCCCUCCCUGCACCUGUAAAGAGGCCUUCACAGCUGUUUGAAGACGCUGGUGGCUUGAACGGGGAAGUUGGGUAGCUGAAAUUUCUGCCCCACCCACAAAGUGGAGUCUUUCCAUAUUAGCAUAUGGUGCAGUUGUCACACAGUGGGGGUGGAGCUUCUGCCCAAAGCAAAAGACAACAUUAAUGCAUUGGGUGUGCAUUUGCACUAAUGUGGCUGAAGCUACCUCCAGAGUUGCUGUCUUUUAGCCUCAUAGUCUGCACACACUGACACCGUGAUGCUCCUUCCUGUGUUGUCUCCCCUUCCUCCACACUCCAGACAGAAAUUACUACUGCCCCAAGGCUACCAAAAUGUAGUAAGAAGCACAUUCAUGCAUUCAAAUAUUGUCUAAGCUAUUGGUUCAGACACUUUAUUGUGCAUUGGAAUGCACACAUAAAAUGUUAACCCGCAGAUCAGUAUUCUUCCAAAUUGGGUCAGAACUUGUUCUGACACAAUCAUUAGUGCAUGGGAGGAAUGUUCCCGUUCACUACAGAAGGUGUGCCUAACUGGGAGUUCUUGUAAUCACAUCAUCACCUUGGUUCUUGAGCUUUAAGAAAGCCUUCUAUUACUCAUUGACCUUGAAGAUCUUUCCUUUAAUGGUUUUAUCAGAGCAAAUGCUAGUCUAGUUUAUUAUUUACGUAUUGUCUGAGCAGUUCUGGGCCUGUGCUUUUUACAAGUAUACAUGGAGCAAAGUGUUCGUAUAAACUAUAAAGACAUAGCUCGUCAGUGUAGAUUCUUUUUAGCUGGUGAAAGACAAGCUUGCAUGAUGUGUCAAUGCCCAGCAAAGCUAUUACAUUUGAUACUUUCCCCUAUUAAAAGCACUAGUAUUGAAAAUGUUUGCUACCUAAUGAAAAGGUCAUCUGUGUACAGUAUAUAAAUAUGGAUAGAGCUAAUAAAGGGCCCCAUUUAUCUUUGUGUUGCAACUUCUGAAAUUGGAAAAUAUUGAAAUUUUUGCAAUACAAAAGUGAGAAGCGUGGAGGGGGUGGGAUCUUGUAUCAAGAGGGGAUUCCAGUCAGAGAACGUGUGGGUAGAGAUAUGCACCUGCCUAAUAAGGAAUACAGAGCGAGUGUCUUCACGCAGGAUAGAAUUCUGUUGCUCUUCUGCAGGAAGUUUCAUGUACCCAGAUGUGUUUAGGCAUUUUUGUCUCUGGUCCAUGCAGCAGGAAGCCUAUUUUGCAAAUAAUUCUUGCAGCAUGCACACCUCUCAGAAUAUAGAGACACAAUUCUCCCAAGCAACAUGGUGUUUGAAUGGAAUUUCCUACACAGAAGCAAUGUCCGGGUAGCAGUGACCUAUGUAAAACAGCUGUCAUCUUUCGAUUACUUGUUUGUAACAUUCCAACUUUGGGCUAGGAAAACUGUAGUGUGGAGUUGAGAUCAAAGUAGCGGAACUAAAUGGCAUGCAACAUCUUCCACUAAUGGCUCUUAAGUUCUGAUAAUUAAGGUGCAAACUCCCUGUGCAAACUUACUACUGUUUUCUUGAAAGAUUGCCCCGCUCUAUGAUGAUACAUCGUUUGAUUUCUUCCUUUGUUCACAUACUUUUAUGACUCAGUAAAGAUAUAGGGUAUGGGGAGUGAAUGACCUGGAAACAUUUAAUGCUGUGGCACUGCUGAAGCCAGGAAGUUAUAAACUGUUGCAGAAAAUUGGAUGGGAGGCUCCUGGGAACUCCAUGUAAAAGCGGAAAAUGAUGAAGACAUUGUGGGUGUGGGAGGGUCAACAAAAGCCUUGACAGAAAGAUUGAACUGGACUGGGGCAGAAGCUGGAGAAUUUUGAAAGUAGAGGGAGAGUGCUUUGGGCAGUUGGGCUUCAAGUUUCUGAAAGGCUUCAUGCACUAGCCAGAUGACAGAACCUUAGUCAAAGGGUCAUCAUGAAGUUUGUCUUCACCUGCUCAUUGACUCUGUGUGUGUUUCUCUUACAGGUACCAAGACUAGCAACAAUGAAUCUGGUGUGAAGGAUUGGUGACUGCACGGCUCUGUUUAGCUUGCUGGGCCCUGGAUCUCUUUUCUGGCUACAACGGAGUACUUGGCACGUGCUGAGAGAAUGACUCUUGGAUUUAUACAGCUGUCCCCAAUACUGGGGAGGACUUUGCUAGUGCUGAUGGUGACUACUACUGUUAAGUGCCAUUGGCCUAGUGAAGCCUCAGAAGUUGUACGGGACUGGGAAAACCAGUUAGAGGCCUCCAUGCAUUCGGUGCUUUCGGAUCUCCGAGAGAAUGUGCCAGCGGUGGUGGGGAUUCCUGACAGCUCUGCUGUAGUGGGUCGUUCCUUCAGAGUCACCAUCCCAACAGAACUAAUAGCUUCUAAUGGUGAAAUUAUCCAGGUGAGAAGUUGGGGCUGUAAUAUCUUCUGCCGUGUAUUUACUUCUAUCUUACUAGUCUUUGUCUUCUCUCUCUCCUUAAUGGGUGUGCUUAGAAAUUGACUUUUACAUCCAAAUGUCACAGAGACUAAGAUCAGGAUAAGUAUCUACUAUACUAAUUUGUCUAACGUGAUCCUAUUUUGAAAUCUGGGUUGACUUUUCAUGGAAUUUGAAACUUGAUGCCAGGGGAAGAGAACUUGUCAUAAACACGCUCCAAGCAUAAUCACUUUCCUAGGCAUAAAACUUUUGCAUUCCUCUUCUGACUUUGGUAGGAACAGGCAGCCAUGAUGUACUUUCCUGGCCUUAGGAUGCUACAGUGCCUGCCAGACCCAGCUUUAAUUUAUUAGUUGUAUUAUAAUUAUUUCAUUAUUGCAUAUUGAUAUUUUUUAUUAACUUUUUAUUUUUAAAUGUAAUCUUAUUGUUUAUUUAUGAAUCGCUUUCCAUGAGACACCCCAAAGCAAUUUGCAAUAUAAUAAAAACGUGCAAAACACACACACACAAAAACAACUUUAAAACAAUUAUUUUUAUAAGGACAGUUUAAAAAGCAACAGCACAUACAGUGGUACCUUGGUUUGCAACCGCUUUGGAUUACAACUGUUUUGGAUUACAACCAUGUCAAACCUGGAAGUGCGUGUCCCUUUUUUUGGAUUACAACCCAUUUUGGGGGGAUUACAACCAAUUUUUUGGGGAGGCCCCAUUGACGAAAGCGUGCCUUGGGUUACAACCUGUUUUGGUUUACAACCGGACCUACAGAACGUAUUGUGGUUGUAAACCAAGGUACCACUAUAUAUCAAACCAAUUCAAAAACCGAGAUAAAGAUUUCAGAAGGCUUAUUGAAAGAGGAAUCAUAGAAUUGUAGAUUUGGAAGGGGUCCCAAGGGUCAUCUAAUCCAAACAACUGGCAUGCAGGAAUCUCAACCAAUUCAUACAUGAUAGAUGGACAUCCAACCCCUGCUUAAAAACUUCUAAAACUUUGCAUGCUAUGUGAGGCUUUGUACACCCAUACCAGCACCUUGAACUUAGCCUAGUAGAUAACUGGCAGGCUGUGUAAUUCUUUCAGCACCAGCAUAAUAUUCUGCCCUGGUGAGCAGUCAAACCAUUCUGCACCAGCUUCUAAGUCAGUCUAUCUAUUAGUCAAACCUGAUAAAAGGCACUGUUAACCAUCCAGGUCACCUGGGCCUCUAGCAAUAGAGAGACAUCCAGACUAUAAACCUGCUCCUUCUGUAUAGCCCCAUUCAAAGCAAGCAAUUAAUCAGUUAUCCAGACUUGGAACUGCUCUCACACAGUGCCUCCAUCUUGAAAGAGUCAGUUUAUUGACCCUCACCUAGCCCACCACUGAGUCCAGGGCUUGCAUGGCCUGUCACAAUUCAAAUGUUACAGACAAAUUAUCAUUUCUCCACUGUGGUAGUGAUGUGAAACUUGCUGUUCUGGGGGAAAGUGUUGCAGUGCCCGAAGACAUAAAUUCUGCCACUAGUCAGCCAGCCUAACCAACAGCUUUUCAGCCAAAAAGUUGAGGCUGCAUUAGAAGGAACCUAGAAUCAUUUAUGGGAUACAUUUAUUUAUUCCUGUAAAUAAUCAGGAAGUACUUGCUGACUUUGCACUCCUUCCUGCCCCUUCUUCCUUGUUUUUAGUUAAGGAACCACUUUUUUAUUUCUAUUAAAAACAACAACAUUUAAAUGCAAUAAAAGCAGUGAAAGAGCCACACAAAACAGCACAGGAAAAAACGAAUACAGCAAACACAAAAAAUUAACCACAGCAAUUUGUACCAGAAAGGGAGCAACCAUUUAUUGCCCAAAAGCAUUCCCCCAAAGGGAGGUUUGGACCAUCUUGUCACUUGCUUGCCUUUGUGCUGAAAGAGCCUGUGUCUUUGAGUGGAGGAAGGAAAUAAGGCAUAUAUGAGUAAUUGACUGCACUGGGAUUGUGGAGAGUAUGCAGAAAGUGUUAGUUAAAGGGUUGGUCAAAGAUGUAGAGUCCCCCUUGCUGGAACCUCUCAAACAGAGAUAAUUCAGAGGUGAUCAUAACUUUUUUUGUGCCCUGUGCUUUAAAAAAGGUUCUUGGCAUGUAGUCAACUGUCUGGUUGCCAGGCCUCAACAUGGGCUGGCAAAAAGAGAUAUCAUUUAUACUCAUGCUCAUUCUUUUAUGUAGUUUAGUUACUGAGGCUUCGUUCUCAGUUUUUGCGCAAGAACUGCUUUGCUAUCCUGUGCUGGAACUAGUGCUUUGCUAGCAACAUUGUUGACAUGGUACAUUCAUAGAAAGCCAGAUGGGUGUUGCCUUACAGAGCUUGAAGGUCAAGAGAAAGUGAUAGGUACUGAUAACUGAAAGUAAGGGGCAAGAAUCUGCUUGUAAUCUGUUAAGUAGUUCCCAAACUGUAAGAGCAGUUGUAGUCCUGCUUCCCUUUUAGGAUACUUAGUUUUAAUCACUAAGAUGCUCAGAGAUCUUGAGAUGCAACUUAUUUUAGGCAAUGCCAGAGGUGUGUUAAGCUUGGACAACCUCAGAGGGUUCGCAAGACCUACAGAACUACAGGCUGAAUUUCAGUGCAGGAUAAAGGCAGCCUGACAUCUUCUCAAAAGAAGAAAUCGUAUCCUGCCCAAACUUGCUAUGCUGACUGUGCUAAACGGCCAACCUAUGCUUGGAAACGUGCAAAAUUAUUUUAUUCAUCUUGCUUUAUGCAGCAUCCAUAGGAUUUAAAAACCAGGAGGACUAAUAACAGUUAUGGCCUGUAAUCUGCAUAAUACAGGCCAUAAUUCAGUAACAGAAUUAGUAAUCAGCAUAAUCUGCUCUUCUGUUUUACAAAAGACUGCUUUUCACUUAAAAUCAUGGGGUAAAAAAACCCCAAACUACUUCCUUUUUUGGUUAAUCAGCCCCAUGCCCAAGUUUAUGCCUUAUUUUGCAGUCUUAUUUCUGACAUCCAUGACCUGCUAUGUGCCUCACUUACUGUAUUUUUCUCUCUAUAAGACGCACCAGACCAUGAGACACACCUAGUUUUUGGAGGAGGAAAACAAGAAAAAAAAAAUAUUCUGAACCCCAGAAGCCAGAUAGCCGCGCACAGCCUCUCCCGGGCAGCGGGAUGAAGGCUCCCCCAAGAGCCGUGCUCCCUUUAAAGAGCGCGCGGAGCAUGUGUGCGGCUCUUGGGGGCUUUUCCCCGAGGAGGAAGAACACACGCUCCACGGGGCUCUUUAAAGGGAGCGCUGAGCAGAGCCUCCCGCCUGCACUCGCUCCAUAAGACGCACACACAUUUCCCCUUACUUUUAAGGAGGGGAAAAGUGUGUCUUAUAGAGUGAAAAAUACGGUAGAUUAGCUCUUUAGUGCCGAACACUUUGAAUGCAUGAAUAUACCUAAUCCCCACGGUCUUAUGACAUCUAAACCUUUUGGGAAGUUCUGACAUGUUGAGCUCUCCACACUUUUCUGGGGUAGUAUUUUCAGCGUUUGUUUUUUAGACAUGUGAACCUUCAAAUUGGAUAUGUUACCUUAGAUCUCCUCUGGUCCAUGGGGUCACGAAGAGUUGGACACGACUAAACAACAACACCUUAGAUCUGUAAGCAAAUACACAGAAAUUACUUGCCCAUAACAAUUUCUUGUAGCCUCUUUGCCCCAUCCAUGUGGUAUUAAUUGUAUUCUACCAGAAUACAAUACCAGAGGUAUGAAAGGAAGAGAAAAUAAUCAACACUUCUCUUUGCUUUACAAAAGCUUCUCUCCUUUGUCACCUGGAGGAGAGUCUUACUAACUGCAGGUCAGAUAAAUGUCUGUUUUCAAGCCUGCAUUGUUUUGCUAUCAAGGUCACAAUGCCAUUUUUAAAUAGUUUCUUCUACCCUACAUGAGCUUUAAGAACUGUGUUAGUCUUCUUGCCAAAAGGGUGCAGUGUAAUACUUAAGGGACCAACAAUAAUUAGCAAAUAAUUACUCUACCUUUUUCUCUGGUCACACUGCUGAGUAAAAUCUCAACAAUUAUUCUGCAGAGCAAAGUAGGUUCCUGCUAAACAGAAGAGGCAAUUAUUGGGUAUGUUGGUGGUGAUCACUUUUGUUGAACACUCUUAAAUAGAAUCCCCCCCUCCCCCCAAAAAGAAACCAUGCUCAGAAAUAGAUAAACAUUUGGCAGCAGGUGUUUCUGUAGCAAUCGAAUGAAGGACCAAUCUGGAUCUGCCUUGGAAGCUACAAUAGUUAGGUUCUGUGACCUCCAACAAAAUGGAAGUAUGGGAAAGUAUUUCCUUUGGAGGUGGAAUCUCCUUCCUUUCAACCUCUCUGCAGUGCUGUACAUACACAUAACUGAUGCAAAGAUGGUGCCAUGUCAGUGAAUUGUCAAGAGCAAAACCAAAUCCAUUUAAUCUUUGGUUAAUUGUUGACUCCAUUUAAAUGGUGUUUUCUGUGACUGACGGACUAGUUGGCAAUAAAGCUAUGCAAAGCUGCUUUGCUUGCACGGACUGGAGACUUCUUUUCACAAGUCCAAUAACGAUCACCAUCUGCUGGAGAGGCUUUUAUUUAACAGGUUUAUUUAACAGGUUUAUUCUUAUCGGAUAUUAAGGAGAUUUCGUCCCACAAACAGGAUCUGAGCAGUUUUGUUCGGAGAAACCAAACCGGCUCAUUAUCAGCUGUGAGUGGGGUCACAUGGACAGGGCUCUGUCCCUAUUAAUGCAAUAGCUGCACUGUGAGAGACAUUCUUCUGAGGCAUUUGGAUGUAGCAAGGAGUUGCCAUCUAUGCUGCAUUUUUCUCUCCUGGCCUUCUGUUAAGAAGAUUAACACAUGGAUUUCUAACUGAACAUGAACUCAAGAUUAGGGUCAAUGUGGUGCAAAGAGCACUUUCCGUGAAAGCUUCAAGCUAAUGCAGUGGGAGCACUUGGCAGGCUGCCUGCUAACUAAUGGGUUGAGAAUUGUGCAUGCCUGGGUCUGUGGGAACCUAAUGCUGUUUGCCGUACAUAGUUGCAGUAACAUCUGUGGACUCCCAGGAUAUAAAGGGAUUGUCACAGAGGCAUGUGCUAAGAGACUCAAAGAAGAUCUUGUCCAGUUUUUCACUGGUGCAGUCAUGUAUGCCUCCCAUUGUGACGGAUUUUGGCCUUUUAGCUUCCAACAGUGGGUUCCACACUUGGAAGAUAUGACUCAGUCUAAUUACAAACAAACUUUUCACACUGACAGUUCCUUGUCUCUCGACGUUGCCGCUCCUGAAUAGUGUCCUCUAGCAUUGAAUUUUAAAGAAGGAGAAGAUAACCAGUAAGUAAUUGUAUACAUGGUCGGCGUGGCUUGGAUGAAGGUCACUAGCAGAAGUUUUAAUCCUCCUGCCAAUUCAGCCAUCAGGAUAUCUGCUGGCUGGGGAAAUAGCAGCAAGUGGUGAUUAGUUGGGAGUCCAAAGCAUCAAUAUGCGCCUAGCAUCUGGUGCAAAUGUUGUAUCAUAGAUUCUUUUUCCUUUGGCCUUUUGCUUGCAAAAAGGUCAUGUGUGGAGAAGUGCCCUCUUUCAAAAUUUGGCAUUCUGCCCUGGGCUGUGAGCAACAAAACGCAGAGCAGGAUUCAGGCAACAGGUCCCUUGUUCAAGCACCCUUCUAGACUCUAGAUUAAACGAAAUGUUUUCAGACCAGCAGCAUUUCAUCGGACAGUCAGUGUUUUGCAGUGACCACCCAGUGAAAUUACUGGCAUGCCCUCUUGUCAUAUGAGAGAGGAAAUGAGUUGUCCUCUGAAUAGUUCCUUUAUAAUAAAUAUGGGCACAUAUGGAAAUGGAAGGCGUUACAGUGGGAGUGGCAGAAUGGUAUUAGAUGGAGCAGCUGUUCAGAACUUUGCUGAGUUUUGAACAAUGUGAUCUCAUAGAGAAGUUGUUUUUUGCAGACACCAAAGACAAAUGUCACUUCAAAUACGGGUCAUUUCCACAUCUUUAAAAUGGAUCUUGCCAGGGUAUGGUUAAAUGUCUGGUAUGCAUAGUGGAAAUAUUCUAAUUGCCCACUGAUUAUUCAGUGUUUCCAUUUUCUCCAGAUGAAUAUACUGAAUGUUUUGAAACAAGAAAUUAAAAAAUGUGCCUUCAAUUUAGCAUCUGGUAUGCAGUUCCACUGUUAUACUAUAACCAGACAUGUGCCUUACAUUUUUUUCAUUUUACCGUAACACACCUAGUUGUCAGUACUACUUAGUUAGUAUUCUUGAGUGAGCCCCGUAGUUCCCUCUAGUGGUUACAUUGGAUGUCUAGAGUUUCAGAUGCUUGACUGGUGUUCCUGGGUGGUCCCAGAAGAAGGCAUACUGCAGAAUGUUCACUGCAUAUCCAAAAUAGCUUUCUCGAGGUCAGCAUUUGGUUUUAUGCAGCUUUUGUCCUUAUUUUCCAGGAUAACAAUCAUAGUGCAUCUUUUCUUCUUAAAUUUCUGACCUUUGAAUCUGACUCUCUUAAAAUUCAUGAUCAAUAAAAUACAGCUGUGACUAAUAGGUCCCAGAUGGCUUGAAGUAUGUUGCAUUUAGGUCUUGAACAGAUGCAAGGGAAUUCUAAUUCAAAGUAUAAUAAUGAAUUGAUCACUACAAAAUGUAGUUAUGGCUACUGGUUUAGGUUUAUUUUUAUUUUAAAAAGGGAACAUAUAAACACAUGGAGAAUAGAUCUCCCAAUCAAUAUUAGAGCUUCCAUAUUCAAAAGUAGUUUAUCUGAUUGCCAGAUGCUUGGACAAAUGGUGGAUGGUUAAUUGCAUCAUGCCCUUGGAGUGAGUAUCUUGAGCAUUUGGUUAGCCAGUGUUAGAAAGAGUGCUGGGCCAUGUAGACUUUUGAUCUUACCCAGCAAGGGAGUUCUUUUGCUCCUAAAUUUAGAAUUGAAGCAAUCUUCAUGAGUUGCAAUCUGCUUUUCAUUCACUGACUAUUCCUUGUUAUGCUGAGAAGUCAAAACCAACAUGGCUUCAGCAUUCAAGCUUGGUCAGACGGUCAAAUUUUCAACUGAACAUUGCCUGUUUCAGUUGCCUCCAUUGUUUGGGAGGAGGAGGAGACGUAGCUUGACCCUUUGCUUAGAGCAGGGGUCAGCAACCUUUUUCAGCUGUGGGCCGGUCUACCGUCUCUCAGACCAUGUGGUGGGCCGGACUAUAUUUUUUUGGGGGGGGGGGGAAAUAUGAACAAAUUCCUAUGCCCCACAAAUAACCCAGAGAUGCAUUUUAAAUAAAAGCAAACAUUCUACUCAUGUAAAAACAUGCUGAUUCCCGGACCGUCCGUGGGCGGAUCUAGAAGGUGAUUAGGCCAGAUCCGGCCCCCAGGCCUUAGUUUGCCUACCCAUGAUCUGGUCAAUCAACAUCAAAACCCAAACAUUUCCUGGAAAUUAUAAAACAUACUUAAGCAGGCUUUCAGUACAUUUUCCAUUUUACUGCCCAUUCACUCAGUUUGGAGAGGUCCUUUUCUUUUAAUGACUGAACAAUUGAGUAUCAUCAGCAAACUUGGCCACCUCACUACAUCCGUUUUUCAGUUAAAUCCAGUCAGGGUGAGGCAUCUGCAGUCGAGACAAACAAAAAUCUUCUGAAAAUCUUCAGGAAUUAAAAAAUUAUUCUGAGGGGAAACAUUAAAUUAUAGCAGUAGUAUCCAGGAUACUGGGUGUGGGGCUUGUAAAUAAUGGAUUUCAGCAUGAAUAUAAGCCCCAGAGAUGGAGUACAAAUUAGUAAAUUGGGCAGUGCAUUGAAAGGAAGUAACAGAUGUGCUGUGGAUCCCAAAAACUGACAAGAUCAAAUCCAUUCCAGAAGCAAGAAGUUGGCGUUGAGUUUUAUAGAUGGCAGGGGUGAAGGUGGUCUGUGAUUAGGGUAUUAAUCUACUUUCAAGCAUUUGUUGACACUAGGCAUUACCUCAUAAAUAGCUUGAUGGCAAUUUUAGAAAUCUAAAUUGUUCUAAAUCACUGUUGUUCCAUUUGGAGUACAAAUUACUUUUUUGCCAUGAGUCAUAGGAACAUGAUCAUCUUCCAUGAAAGCUGCUUGAGAUAUGCUUGUUUGUAAUAAUUGGAAACAAAAGCAGGCUUUUUCUUAGCAUCCAAGGAGAUAUUUCUGUCUUGCAUCAAAUGGCAGAGUUCACAGACGUGCUGAUGAUAGUGGGCAGGCAGCGCUGAACAUAACUGCUUCUCAAACUGAAUUGCUUGAGGGUUUGAAAUACAGGAUAGCAUUAAUAUGUGAUAACUAAAAAAGUUACUUUGGGGAUAUAUUUGAGUCCAAACACCCUAAACACUUACUGCUGCAUCUGCACACUGACAUUCCCGCUUCUGGCUUCACAUAGCCGCUCUUCUGUAUCAGACCCUCCCUGCAACUGCUUCCAUGUUCUGCUUUGUGGUGGCUUCAGUUGUUAAGAUCUAGGAAUAAGCACCUCCCAGCAGUCAAACUCCAGCAGCAGCAAAGCUGUGGGGGAGAGGGAGUGUGAGGUUUCAAUACACACAUCUAUUCAACCCUUUCCCAAGAAAAUUGAUCACUUUUAUGAACUAAGAUGCUUGCAUUCAGUAAUUAAUUUCAUUUAUUUGGGUUACAUUGUACCGUUCUAGGGGCUUACCCUUUACAAUAGCAAGUAGCCCACUAUUUCCUCUAUUUAAGGUCUCAUAGAGAGAGUGGGUGUGAGUGCAGGGUUCCGAAUCACGAAUAGAGCCAGCAUAUGUUCAGUAGGUUUCCCCUAUGCAGACAAGCUCCCCAUUGCAUGGAUUGGGGAGGGGGGAGCAUAGAUGAGCAGGCUCAGCAUGCACAUCCCUACCCUCUCUUCAUGCCGUCUGAAUGGCGUGGAAGAAAUAAUACUUAAAGGAAGAACUAAUAUGUCCCUCCUAUUGUUUGUUUGUUUUACUCCUAGAGUAACUUACAUGGUAAAAAGGUAAAGGACCCCUGGAUGGUUAAGUCCAGUCAAAGGUGACUAUGGGGUUGCAGCGCUCAUCUCGCUUUCAGGCUGUGGGAGCGGGCAUUUGUCCACAGACAGCUUUCUGGGUCAUGUGGCCAGCAUGACUAAAACCGCUUCUGGCACAACGGAACACCAUGAUGGAAGCCAGAGUGCACGGAAACGCCAUUUACCUUCCUGCCACAGCGGUACCUAUUUAUCUACUUGCACUGGCAUGCUUUCAAACUGCUAGGUAGGCACGAGCUGGGACAGAGCAACAGGAGCUCACCCCGUUGUGCGGAUUUGAACUGCCAGCCUUCUGAUUGGCAAGCCCAAGAGGCUCAGUGGUUUAGACCACAGCGCCACCCGCAUCCCUUACAUGUAGCUUACAUGAAACCAAUACAAACCUAGAUCAAUAAAAAUAGCAGUCACUUGAGCAGUAAAAUCAGUAAAUCAGAACAAAAUAUAUGAAAGGUUUCUUACAAUGUCCCUUGCCCAGACCUUCUUAAAGUAUGCACUUGGUGCCAAAAAUAAAAAGGCAGCACCAAGCAAACCUCUCUUGGAAGGGACCUCCAUAACAAGGUUGGAGUGUCUCAGGUUACCACUUCCCUUACUUCACUUGGCAGGGAACAUGGAGUCGGGUCGCGGAGGCAUUUCUGAAUAGCUCAUGCUCAAGAGGAUGAUCUCUGGGGAUGUCUACUUUGAAUUGUGCUUGGAUAGGGCCUGCAGCCAAUGCUGCUGUUCCAAAGCUAGUAUAAUAGAUUCCCUAAGUCUUGUUGCUUACUGUAUCUAGGGCUUUUUAUGCAAUCAAAAGCAGGGAGGCAAUAUGCUUGUUAACAGUUGAACAAGUUUGUCUGCAUGUCAUUUCAGUGUGUGGCAGAAACAAUGUCUUGAGGAGGAAGAUGUAGGUUUGGUGACUUCACUAGACAACUGAAUGGAUGAAAGCAGAAUGGUGACUGAGAGAGUCAAAAAUGCUUGGCUUUUUCUGGUGUAACUGACUAACCUGAUUCUCUUGCAUGGUGAACAUUGCAAUUUUUCAGUUACCGUAUUUUUCGCCCUAUAGGAUGCACCGUCCCAUAAGGCGCACCUAGUUUUUUUGGGGGGGAAAUAAAGGGGAAAAAAUAUUUCCCCCCCAGGCGCGGGGCUGGGGCGGGGGAAGCCCGAGCUUCCCCCGACCCCAGCCCCCAGAACAGGCAGCUCUCUGCAAGCCGUGGGAGCCCAGCGCCGGCUCCCGUUGCUUGCGGAGAGGUGCACAAAGCCUGGACGUGCUGAGCUCAGCACGCACAGGCUUCAGCAUGCAGGCAACUCUCCGCAAGCAGCGGGAGCCCAGCGCUGGGCUCCUGCUGCUUGCGGAGAGGUGCGCGAAGCCUGGAGAGCGAGAGGGGUUGGUGCGCACCGACCCCUCUCGCUCCCCAGGCUUCAGCGAAAGCCUGCAUUCACCCCAUAGGACACACACACAUUUCCCCUUCAUUUUUGGAGGGGGAAAAGUGCGUCCUAUAGGGCGAAAAAUACGGUAGUUCUUCAAUAGCUUUCAAAUAUGCAAAUAACACGCUUUUCAAAGCCUCUCCUUUCUUGUUUUGAGAGGACUGUAUCCUUCAAAAACAAACCCUUAUUAGUUUGUGUUCAGAGCUAUAAGUUUUCAGAAAAACAAAAUUAGUGGUAAAAGUUCUUUCUUAAAAGUAGCCAGCUGUAUAGGAGUCUUGAUAUGAUAAUCUGAGAAUCAUGCAAUCUGCUUAGGUUUUAGUGACCUGACUCUCUGCCUUUUAGCUUCUUUUCCCUUUCUGCCUUCUUUCAUCUAUCCAUCUGUAGUCAUUUUAGGCUUGAAUAUCUUUCUAUUCUGCUAAGAUAGCAUGGGGAGGCAAUAUCACAAACACAGCCAUGCACUUUUUAGGAAUUAAUGUAGCCACUUGUCUGUACACACCGAAGUGAGGCUUUAACCAUGGAAUUUCUUCUAGAUUCCACUACAUAUUCUGGCCAAUAUAUGCGGUAUGACUAGAAAAGUGUUUCUUGGGUUUAUAUUUGUAUGUGAAAUCUUAGUAAAAAAUAUUGUGGCUGUCAAAGCCAUAGUCUGACUGCUUGCAAAGUUUACUAUGUGUGAGGAUGCAAUUACUGUAUAUGGGAUUUGUUUGUUUGUGGAAAUCGGCAUUAACAAAAUAAUAGUCCCUUGACACACAGAUGCAUCUGAAGCACAGAGUGACAAGUAGAUGGGCAGCUGGUCUGAUCCUGCAGGGGUUUUCUUAAGUUCACAGCUGCAGCAUUGGCAAGAUAUUAUGGAAAAACUAACCCUGGUUUACACUUUGGCAAAAUUAUGGUGCUAGAAAGUUAUCUUGCACUUUUCACUAUCUGAGAAUUGGCUUUGUCUCCCAUCUUUGAUUAUCGGGGAAGGAGUAAAGAAAAGAAACUGAAAUCUGUAUAUAUUUAAAUAGGCAUAAAUUGUCAGUGAUCUGCUACACUUGGGGCAAGGAUGAGCAGUGAAAGCCAUAUUGAAAAGGGCACCAGUCCCAUACAUAAACAGUGUCUGGUGCAUAAUCCAUACUUGGUAUUCUUUUUACUUGCAUUUGCCUUUUGGAGCUCAGUUACAUAAACUGCACUGGUAGUGGUUAGCUUGUUUCAGAUUCUGUCCAGAGUUAUGCAUAUUAUAGUCAUGCUUGUGUGGAUGCUGCAGGGAAACGUACUUUGUGGUUGUCAUAAAGGUCUGGUGUUAGAAUUUUGGGCUGCAUGUCUCCUUUUUGAAGUUAGAGGCCGUAAUACUAUACUACAUAGUAUGAAAUGCACUUAAAGAAGCUAGAGUUAACUUUAUUUCUUGAACUCUAGCGUGAGGAAGUUCUGCAAAGCUGCUUUAGUUUUAUGAGGGAAGCAGCAUACUGUGUCUUCAUUCCUGUUUAGCAUCAUGCGGGAAAUAUUACUCAUCUUUGUCCCUCAGAUUUGAAUACUUCUUGAAAAUAGUACUAAUCAGCUGAAGCAGAAAUAGUAUGUUGUUUUUGUUGUCAUUUAUUUAUUUAUUUAUUGGCUUUAUUAUUCAAUUAGAAAUUGAAGGUGUGUAUCUGUCUUUGAUCCAGUUCACAUGUAACACUAGAUACCUGCAAUUCGUAGUUCCUUUCUUGUUCUUAACUAUUGUAUUGGGCUGGGUUAGUACCAAAGUGCUUCCCCCCCAAAAAAAAUCAUUUGCACCCCUCCAGUGAUAAUGUUAAUACUUGGAAACCAUGGGGGAUUCAUUCUCCUAGUAUUCAGCUUUAGUGCCCACAGGGCACUCUGCCAGCUUUCAUUGGCUUUCUUGCUUCUCUUUCCCGAAGUCUGUCACAGAUAAAAGGCAGAGUAGAGCUCCAGCGGCAAUGGAGAGUUUCAGAUCUAAGGAUGUAAGUUAUGCACUGGAAGACUUUGCCUCGGCUAUUCACUAGUAGGCCUCAUGCAGAUCACUGCUGUUGACCACCACCACCACCACAACAUGCCCUUCACCUUAAGGUCCCAGGGCAGGGUACAAUUUAAAAUAGAACAGUAAAACAUUUUAAGAACUUAUAAUUACAGAAAAUACAGUAGUGUGGAUAGUAGCAAUACUGGCUUACCUUUGGUACCCACUGCAAAAACUAAGAAGCUUCACAUAUAUUAUUGAAAUAUUCAAAGUGCUGUAAAUAUGCCAAGUAUAAAAUCUUUCUAUGCAGUAUCACCUCGAGACUUAACUACACGUCUGCUUGUGAGUCAGGCAUAUCAAAUUCGUGUUCUUUCAUACUUCCACCUAGUUUCUAAAAUGAUAGCCAUUUAAAAUCUGUCCAGUACUGUGUCUCUUCAGUUGGCAAUGUGAUUUUGACAGAAUUGAAUACAAGCAUUACCUCAGUAAGGUUUAAAGUUGCAGUAAGGAAGUGUGAAAUAUUCUAUAAGCACUUCCACAUAUGGUACCUUGACAAGGUAAGGGGCUUAAAUUUAAGGUGUGGCUCACACUGUCUGACAGCUGGUCUCGGCUGUCAUUCUGCCAAGCUGGAGUUUACUCUUGCUGAAGAAUGUUAAGGUGGCAAAAUUUGGGCAGUUCUGUUCUGCAUUCCUUGCUUUGUUGAACUGAUUCAGUGACCCAGUGACUGCAGUGAACAAAAGAGGAAGGCACAUGGUUGAAACAUUUCUAGAAUUGGGCAUACAUUUUGAAAUUUCUCCUUACUUAAAAAUUCAUGUUAAUAGUGGUUGUGAGUAAUAAUAAUAAUAACAAUAAUAAUUUUAAAGGCAUUUCUUAAAAUGGAUUUUUUUAAAAAAAACAUGAAUCCUCAAAAGGGAGCAGUAUAUUCAGCACUUAGCAGAUACUGUCCCCUGACUGAAGAUGUUCUCAGUGGGGCUGCCUUGCUGUGAUAUCACAGAAUGUUCACAAACACUUUUAACUACUCAAGAGAAAGCUGUUAAUAUCAAGGACCCAAGACAGAAGGAGCUAGCAUAGAUAGCAUUUUGCUUACUGAGAUGUUUGCACCUUCAGGUGGUUGGCAGUAUUUGUAGAAAAACGGGGAAUGAUCUGGCCAGAAGUAAACAUUUUUUAACUCAUGAAUUUUAGCAUUUGCUUAAUUUUCCCAUUGAUGUCAGUGGGACAAAAGUGUUACACUCAGGCUGCAACCUGCUUUUAUAGAGUAAAAUGAAAAUGGCUUUCUUCUGAGUAGACACAUAAAGGAUUGCACUGUAAGUUUUCUGAGAAAACGAACUUUUCCAUUCACCUAUCUGUGGUAUUCAUCUUUUUUCUUACCUUACCUUGUUAACACACCACUUACCAAAAAUAAAAUCAAAACUGCUGGUCGCAAUCAGCUUAUCUAAAUUAAAUCUAAACCAUUAUCUAUUGUAGUGAUUCAUGUAAUUUUUCUCCAAAAAAAGUAUUUAAUUGUUCCUUUUGUAAAAUGUGUUUGUGUGUUGUAUAAUGUUGUUGAUAUUGAAAUGUAAUUGUUUCCUCAACUUUAGCUGUUCUGAGGGCUAAACAAUACUUGCAAUUUGCCAGAAUGAGAGAGUAUUUUCAUAAUUUAGGCUCAGUUUGCAUGUAUCACAUUAGUUAAAUGCGAACCAUCUUAAGGCAGAUACAACUGAGUUACUAUUAUUUACACUGAAUAUUUCCCCAGUAAAUGACUGUACAGUCUGAAACAUGUUGGGAUUGGGAUAUCUAUCUGUUAUGGGAGUAGUAUUUUUUUUUUGGUUCACCUAUUUUUUUCUGUUCACCUAUUAUGUUUCCCCUUUUGCUUCCUUUUUUUUAAAGAGGAGGGAGGUACAGUACAUAUGCAAUGGAUCCAUUUUUGCUGUAUGGCAGCAAAGUAUAAAUUUGAGUUUUGGCAAAUCAUGAAAUAUAUAUGAAUUCUACAGACCUUUAGAAAAACAAAAAUGUCUUUUACUCUGAGAGCUUAAUCACAGCUGUGCACUAGACUGCAGCAAAGUCAUUUAGAACUGUACCUAGAAAGACCCAGAUUCUACCCAUGGGCUCAGAAUACCUUGUAAUGCAAAAAACAAAACCCCAAUAAAAAAAAUACAUUGGAAUGCAAAAAAACCAAACCUCAAUAAAAUAAGAUGACCCUGUUGUUGGAUACAGUUUCUAGACACCAAAUCAACAUUGCUACUUAUUUUAAAAUAUUAUUUUAAUACUGAAGGUGCACCAUGCACUGUAAAGAUCACAGAUAGAACAGUCAUAAAAUGUUUUGCUGCCUGAAAUGGAACCAAAAUGGUGCCUCCUCCUCCUGCUAGGCAGGAUGGUUGCUGGGACUCUCUUGGUUUCAAAGCAUACAGGAAUUCACACAGAAAUAGAUUUUAUAUAGCUUUCCCAUCUAUUUUGAAGAAGGAAAACUCAGCUUGGCAUGCUAUCAGAUAGUUACUCUGAUAACAAAUGGCUAUAGAAAAAGCAGGAUCCCAGUAAAUAUACAGUCUGCUAACUGAUAUUUUGGGUCCCAUGGUUUCCCAUGAAACCAACAAAAGUAUACAGGUUUCAUCCAUGCCUCUUUUCCUUCCUUCCUUCCUAUCCACAACACCAAGAAAUACAGGAUUAUAACUGAAAGCUAUAUAAUUGAGGGGAAAUGGAAGAAAUAAGGAACAGAAAUCAAAGAGGAGGAACUAGGUGCAGUGACUUCUAAUAAGAUCCUUUUUUGACAUAUGGGAGUGCUUUUUUCUUUUUUUUCUUACAUUAAGUUUCCACUUCCUAAAGUAGGCCAGAGGAUUUUGAGCAUACAUUCAUAUAUGUAAUUGGACUCUGAGAACUAACCACUGCCGCAUGUCAUGCAACAGAGUUACUUAUGAGAAAGUAUAUAAUCAUGUGUUCUGUUCCUGAAUACAAAUGUCUCAGGAGACCUUAGUACACUUGAAUCCUUAACUGGUGUCCUUAAGUUUCGGCAAAAACUUUUUCUAGAGUGUUUCAAUUAUGUAUAUUUGAAGCAAUAAAGCUGGUCUAACAGAACCACCAGCAGGAAGCUUAAAAGGGGACUCUUGUUUGUUCUUUCUGGCUCCUGGUGGCCCUUUGGCACAGAACGUAUCUUUCCACUUUUCUGGUAGAACUUUGUGUUCGCUCAUGUUGCCCUAAUGAAAAUGGCUGGGCAUACUGUAAAGAAGCAGUGAAAAAUCAGGGUCCUCUGUCUACAUUGGAACACACUAGACACACUGAGUGCAUGACUUAAGUACCACUUUCAAAUUUGAUAGUUGAAGAGUUUCAAUUAUGUGUUUUCUUUUUAUUAGGAAAAACCUUUUGGUACCUAUUUGACCGUCCCCUUUCAACAAGCCUUUUCAGUUAAAUUUUUUACCCAUCUGCAUCUGUCUUGAAAUUGUUUUGAAGAUGCUUUUAUGGUUUUAUAGUGUGUUUUACCACCCUGGGCUCCUUUGAAUAUAAUUAAUUAAUUAAUCAAUCAAUCAAUCAAUCAAUCAAAUUAUUGAGUCAAAAAGCAAAAAGAGCCAGCAUUACCUUUAACAAAAGUUUCUCUACCUAGUCACCUGUAGGUGACUUGGGCUCAGCCUAGGCCCUAGGCAACCAAGUGAGUGUCUGUUUUCAAUCCUGUUUUAAUUUAUUAACUUGGUUGUUUUCAUUCUCUUUGACCUAAGUUGAGCUACUGCUCAAGAUUUACAUUCCAUGUGUACUUGCUGGAGGGGUUCUUAAACGCCUGUUGCACAAACUUUAAAGACCAGAGUUUACUGUUAUACUUAUUUCUAACGAAUGUUGUAACUACCUGUGACUGUUUCUUUCUUUCUCUUUCAUAGAUUACCGAAGCUGGGAAAGAAACUUUGCCUUCUUGGUUGCAUUGGGAACCAGAGAGUAGCACCUUGGAAGGUCUCCCGCUUGAUACAGAUAAAGGCAUUCAUUAUAUCUCAGUGAAUUCAAUGCAUCUGGUAUCUAAUGGAAGCUAUGUGCCCCAAACCACCAAUGUCUUUUCCAUUGAGGUUCACCCAGAAGAUCAUAAUGAACCUCAGUCGGUACGGGUGGCUUCACAAGAUGUGAAUGAAGUAGCACCGUUUGUGUGUAGCGCAGAGGAACCAGUCACUAUUUUGACUGUAAUUUUGGAUGCUGACUUAACAAAAAUGACACCAAAGCAGAGGAUUGAACUUUUAAACCGAAUGAAAACCUUCUCAGAAGUGGAACUUUAUAACAUGAAAUUGGUUCCCGUUGUAAAUAAUAGACUCUUUGACAUGUCAGCCUUCAUGGCUGGCCCAGGGAACGCAAAGAAAGUGGUGGAAAAUGGAGCCUUACUAUCUUGGAAACUAGGCUGUUCUUUGAGCCAGAAUAGUGUCCCAAACAUAAGCAAUGUUGAAUCUCCAGCUAAGGAAGGUACAAUGUCUGCUCAUCUUGGCUACCCCGUGGUUGGCUGGCACAUUGCGAACAAGAAGCCUAAUGUUCCAAAGAGAAUAAGGCGGCAGAUUAAUGCUACACCAACCCCUGUGACUGCUGUUGGACCUCCGACAACAGCCCUCCAAGAACCGCCAAUUAGAAUUGUUCCUACACCCACUUCCCCAGCCAUUGCACCUCCCACUGAAACAACAGCUCCUCCAGUAAGAGAGCCUGUUCCAUUGCCUAGGAAACCCACAGUUACUAUUAGAACAAGAGGUGCCAUUGUUCAGACACCAACCCUUGGACCAAUUCAGCCAACCAGAAUGAUAGAAGCAGUUUCUACUACCCCUGUCCAGAUCCGGCCAACAAUGACUGGGCAAGUUGAACCUACUGCAGCAGUUACACCGCCCACGACAAAGAAACCAAAAAGAACCACGCCAAAACCGUCCACACCAUCAACCACCGAUACGAGCACGACACGAAGAACUCCCAGACCCACCAAAAUUCCUCGACCUCCAAAGACUCCCGGGACUACUAAAUCGCCUUUCAUUCCACCAGAAAGAGUUUCGCCACCAACUCGCAUACGCACCACUACAGUUGGAACUCCCCGUGUGCCCAAUGAUCCGCCAGAACUGAAAAACCACAUUGACAGGGUUGAUGCGUGGGUGGGCACGUACUUUGAACUCAAGAUACCUUCAGACACUUUCUAUGACAAGGAAGAUACCACCACUGAUAAACUGCAGUUGACCAUGAAACUAGAAGAUGAGAAGCCAUUGGAAGAAAACUCGUGGGUGCAGUUCAAUAGCACUAGUCAGCUAAUGUAUGGACUACCCAAUCGCACACACUCAGGCAGGCAUGAAUUUUUCAUGCAUGCCACAGACAAAGGGGGCCUUUCAACAGUGGAUGCAUUUGAAAUAUUUGUCCAUGGUCUUGGAGCCGACGAGGUGCCUCCCGUUAAAUUUAAAGCCGCAUUAGAGGGAGACUAUACUACAGUUGUCAAUGACAUUCAUAAGAAAAUUUUGUUGGUGAAGAAGUUGGCUUUUGCCCUCGGAGACAGAAACAGUAGCACUAUUACCAUAGAAAACAUUGUCAACGGCUCCAUUGUAGUUGAGUGGACAAACAAUACUCUGCCUUUGGAUCCAUGCCCCAAAGAGAUGAUUCGCACCAUGAGCAGAAAAAUUGCUGAUAAUUCUGGCAAGCCAAGCCACGCUUUCAAGAAUGCCUUAGCGCCAGAGUUCCCGGCUAAGAACAUUUCCGUUAUUGGUGCUGGUAGCUGCGGACGCAUUCAGUUUAUUCCUUUCUAUAGAGAAGGACUUCCUACAACGGCACCGCCUACAGUUGUGCUUCCACGGGAUCCAGAAAAGACGAGCGAAGACGAUGUGUACCUCCACACGGUCAUCCCCGCUGUGGUGGUGGCAGCAAUCCUGCUGAUUGCUGGGAUCAUUGCUAUGAUUUGCUAUCGCAAGAAGAGAAAAGGCAAGCUCACCAUAGAAGACCAAGCCACCUUUAUCAAGAAGGGAGUGCCCAUCAUCUUUGCCGAUGAGCUGGAUGACUCCAAGCCUCCCCCUUCCUCCAGCAUGCCGCUGAUUCUACAGGAGGAGAAAGCCCCUCUCCCGCCCCCAGAGUACCCAAAUCAGAAUAUGCCAGAAACUACCCCGCUCAACCAAGACACCAUAGGAGAGUACACGCCACUGCGAGACGAAGACCCCAACGCACCGCCCUACCAGCCACCCCCUCCCUUUACAGCACCCAUGGAGGGCAAAGGCUCCCGUCCGAAGAACAUGACCCCAUACAGGUCUCCACCUCCCUACGUCCCCCCUUAAUGAACAAGAGGCGCUUGCGGAGAUGGGGCCUAUAGUUCCACACCAGUGUUGUCUGUAGGGGUCGGUGGCCUGCGAAUCCGUUACCAAUUAGGACACCAACAUACAUAAGCUCAAACGUAGCCCGGUCCCGGCAGGCCCUCUCUCCGAAUGCGUUUGCUACACCACAGUGCUUGUGGAAUUUUCGGGACACUGAUUUUAUUUUUGCCUAACAGCUUUUGUUUUGUUUAUUCAUAGAGGGGGGGGGAAAUCUACUUGGCUCAAAAAGUAUUUCUGACAGCAGGCGUCUCGAAGCAUCUUGUGCAAAGGGAGAAUGGCUGGACAUGCAGGCAGCGCUAGGGGUGGCACGCUGGGUCUCUGCUGUUUGCCUUUAAAACUAACUGUACUGUUUUUUCUAUUUCACGUGUGUCUAGCUACAGGGCAUAACAUGAAAUGUAGCCUAAAAAAUUAAAACCGGAGGACUUUCUGAGGUCAAUGUUAAGUUUUUACAUUUAAUUGCUGUUACCUAAACUUGUAUGUAUAGAAUGGGGAGGGGGAGGGGAAAUGCUUUACUACAAAUAAGCUCCAGGGGUGUUUCCAAUGCCAGUCAGGCUGAGGGACCGUCUUUUUUAAUCAAAGGAAUCCUAUUUUUUCACACAUUAUACAGUUCAGUCAUCAGCUGGGGUCCUUUUUGCAAACUGUAGAGCGAGCUCUUGUUGCUCCAGCCUGCCAUUGCUGGACCGAUGCCAGGCCGAUAGCCGUAGGUUUCUGAAAAAGGGAUGGAGUUUGGAGAGCUCUUUGCAAUUACCGAAAAGAAAAAAGAAGCGAGAGAGAGGGUUGAAUCUAGCUAUGUAGCAGCAUUUGCUGCCUUUCGGAAACUGGGGCCCCAACAGUGGUAGCUACAGGCUGCAAGGGUCAUGGUGCUGUGCUGAGAUUUUUCAUCUGGAAGGCAUCCUUUGGCUUUCGAAACACUCUUGAGAUAUUUUGGUGAAGAUGCAAUAUUUUUAUGUAGUGUAAUGCAGUUUCCUCACAUCAAGACUCCUCCUGGACCACAGUAUUGGAACAGUCCCUCUUCCCCCCCGAUCACUCACUGCUGUCCUCUGCACACACACAGACGCAAUAGUAGCUGUCUGGCGGUUGGCAAAAUAAAAUAAAAAACUCGUGCGCGCCAGAAAUAGUUCAUAGCAAAAAUCAGUGAACUCUCAGCUCUAAUUUUUUACUAAAUUUUUGAUACAGCCUCAAAUUGUUUUAUUAAAAAAAAGUGAUUAAAAAUGGUAAUGCUGCCAGCAGUUUGUAUGAGCUUAGCUUCUUAGUAUCAAUUCAACGGGACUGACUGCUUUGCUCAUUUUGGGUUUUUUCCCCUUUCUUUUUGGUCUCUCAUAGUCAUUGUUUUUAAAUAUUAGAGCCAUGUCUAGGUUUCUUGCCUUUUUAAAAAAAUGAACUUCCACAUGUCUCUCCUGGGAAGUUGGAGUGACUGUCAAGGUCACCCCCAUGCCUUUCUCCCCCCCUUUCAACAAAAUGAUUUUAAGCAUGAGUUAUUAAUUUUUCUUGUCCAUUUGAGACUAUUUUUGGUACAUUAGAGGGAGGAAAAGCCCUUUGCAAUAAUUAGUCCAUCCCCUGGCUGGGGGCUGGGCAGCCUCUGGCUGACUUUGCACACAAAGCAGACACUUUUAAGCCAUAUUGACUGUUUUGCAAAGUAUGAUGGUGUGCUGACAUGGCCAGUUAACACACUAGUGGAUGAAUGGCUAAAAUGGCCUUCACCUCUGAACUUGCUAGGGUGGCAUUUCCCAUCAAGCCUUUUUUUGACUGAUUGAAUAGGAUUUUGUCUAUUAAAACAAUUGUUAAUUUGACUAUGGCCCCAUAUAGUUCUGCACUCUGCUUCUGCCCCCUGAGGUGGGCUGGAGGGGUUUGUGUUGAAGUGAGGGUGACUGUAAAGAAUGCUUCAGGUUUAGCCUUUGUCUAGUUUGACAGGUAUAGAUUUGCCCUACAAAGUUUUUUUUCCCUUAAAAAAACAACAACACACCUCUCCUCUGUCCCUUCAGUGCUUGAAAGUUGGUGUGUGUCUCAGAUGAGGAGAAGCGAUGGAUUCCGCUCCACACACAGGAGAGCUGGUUGAAGGGAAAGGGAUUAAGUGGCACCACUUAGGGCAGACUGCUUUUGAACAGACACUAGAAAUACGUUUGUAAGAAUGCCUCCCCCCACAAGCUAGCGACCAUGGCAGCACAGUGCCAAAAUCUAUACUGGCAGGCCUGCAUUUCAGAUGUCUCCAAGUUAUCAACACACACAGCCUCCUAAGCCCAAAUGCUGCAAGUUAGAAGGGCCUUCCAAACAGUGCCGUUGUCCCUAGCAACUGAUGCCACUUUAUAAUGGUCAUGCGCAAGCGCAAACGGUUUCAGGCCUGGGCCUACCUGUCACCAUAGAAACUGGAGGCGAAGGGGCAGUGAACAGAAUAAUAACAAUGGCAUUCUCAUCAGCCGCCUUCCCCCUAAGCACCAGUGCUGUUUAUUUAUGCCACUAGACACUGUAAUGGUGGGAGAAAAUCUUGUAUUAAAAGUGUUCACCAACCACUGAUGUGUUUUUAUGUCCUUAUAUAAUUAUUUUAAAAAUGUGUUUUCUGCAUUCUGUAAAGAAACAUAUCAACUAAAUAAACCAGUGUACUUUACUACAAACGCAGAGGCUAGUGAGCUCUUCCGUUAGACCCCUCUGGGUUCCCAGCACACAAUAUUCCCAUAACAUAGAAAGCUCAGACUGGAAAAGAAGCUGUAGAAAGUGCAGGAGAAGAAUCCCAUUGAUCUCGAGGGUGCUCUGUUGAGUGCGGUAAGUGAGCUCCAUUCUGCUUUGCAUAAUUCAAGACUGUAUACUCAUUACUGGCUUAAAGAUUUUACAGUUUAGGAGAUGUGAGAAACAAAGCACAAUGAUAUCUGCUUAAAUCCUCCCCGGUGAUGAAAGAAAGAUUUAUUUCUCCAUUUUUUAAAAAAAGAAAAAGGUCAGAGUGAAGUUGACAAGUAGUACAAAGGUUGCGUUACUGGAAAGAAUUAUUUUGAGUGUCAAACCAAUAAAAGCCUUCAAAUACCAAGGCACCGUUCUCCAUAUACGUUACAAAUAUAUGUUAUGUUGUUUUGUC
This is a messenger RNA of Podarcis lilfordi (Lilford's wall lizard), 70400 nucleotides long. The record is from the annotation of a GenBank genome assembly. NCBI's taxonomy places the organism in Eukaryota, Metazoa, Chordata, Lepidosauria, Squamata, Lacertidae.